Cinara cedri is the source of this 47807-nucleotide messenger RNA. Lineage: Eukaryota; Metazoa; Arthropoda; Insecta; Hemiptera; Aphididae. The record is from the annotation of a GenBank genome assembly.
CGGCGUAAUAUAAUAAUUAUAAUAAUAUCGAGUUUUAUCCGUUUCUCGGACGCGUCCGCAGUUCGCGCGCGACGUCUACGGUCGGCCGGACUUAUCGCUGCGGUGUUGUCGCGGUGGCCGUGAAGUUUUGAAAAAAAACGAACCAGUCGGCGUUCUUGGCGUACGCACCGAGCCAAUAGGUGAGUACCACUAUCGUAUUAUAAUAACCUUUUUGUUAUAAUACGAGUGUAUUAUAAUAUGGCGUUAUGAGAUAAUAGCGUGUUAUGAAGAGGGCUGGGUUUUCGAUGUUCUUUGAAUAUUGUUUUCCUGCACAUAGCUCGCCGCGCGGCGCUCGUAUUGUUACAAAUAGUUCGUUUCUCGUGUAUACAUAUUUAGUAUGAGAAUAAACAAUUUUACUUCGCAUUUUUCGAAAAUGUUUGAUUAAGUAAUUUCGUCUAGAGCAUUUAAGGUUUUAUGGGAUAUUUUCGGAGCUUUUGGAUUCAAAAUUCGAACAGUUUUCAUAAUAUAAUAAAACUAUCAAGUAGGUACUCUAUAAUACUCGUAUUAUAGAACAAUAGCAAUGCCAAAACUUAUAGACAACGAUUGGUGGUGUUUAUAGCAAAACUAUAACGUGAUUUAAAUUAAAACCACUCGAUACCGACAGUUAACGUUAUCGUUUAAUGUUCAGUACGAGUAUUUUCAGAUUUUAAUAAAUCCAAGUCGGAGAUUUCUUAAUCUGUAAUAUAUUUCUUAAAUUUAUAUUCAAAAUUAUUAAAAAUAAAAAAUUGUUUGUACAUUAAUUAGAAUUUUUAGGGAAUAAAUACAUUUGUUAAGGGAAUUGUUUAAGUUUUAAGCGGGGCAUUACAUUCCCAACCCUAUAGUUAUAAAAUACUCAUGGCUGGAUUAAGGAUCACAGCCCCGGAUUCGAACUAUACACAAUCUCUUAAUGGACAUUUUAUAAACAUACAUGAUAACAAAACAGGCCCUUUACGUCCGUUGGCGCGGAAUAUACGUAUAGGAAAUAUUGAAAAAUACUGUGAAAUUACCAAACAAUAUAAUAAUCAACACUUGAUGAACAUACAAUACUCUUACUCAUUCUGUAAUAUUAUUCUUAAAGAUUUUGUUCAAUUAUAAUAUGAAGCUGCAGGUAUCAUGUUAGCAUUUUUAACCUUGCUUCGAUCUUCAAAUGUAACAUCUUUUGUGAAAGGAAAUUUUGUCUAGUUGGUGCAUUAAAGAGGUCACUUUUACAACAACCGAAGGAAAAUUAUAGGUAAAACGGCAAAUAUUUACGGCACAACGUGGCAAUACUAUUUUAAUCGUUUUUAAUUUUUGCAAACUAUGUUUUCAGAAAUAUUGCUCCAAUAGACAAGAGCGUUUUUUUGUUGUAUUUUGGAUCUAGGUAUUUACGAAGAAAGACAUUUUUAGAUUUUCUUAAUAGUUUUCAUAAUAAUUGGGAAAAAGACGAAAAAUGAAAAACGAUCAAAUUUCCGGCGUACCCUGACGUUGUGAUCAUUUUUUUUUAAUUUUUACGUUUUAUAUUUUCUAUCAGGAAUAUUGAUUCAAUAGAAAAACAACAAAAUUUCAUGUUGUUGUUGAAUUUUUAACAUAGUUAGUGACCAAGAAAUUAAUUUUAAAAUUUUCAUAAUAAUUGAGAAAUCCACAUAUAAUAGUGAUACACCCGUUCCUAGUAUCAGUUCUUCGUUUUUAAAGUGUUUUAAGUUGAAAUCAUGAAAUGUAAAAACCACGGUAUUUAAACAAUUUUAAACCGAAUUUUACAACUCAAAAUAAUUUUUAGUUGGUAAUGAUUUAUCAUUUCGUACAUAUAUAAAUUUAAUACCUAUAACUCUAUUAUAUAUACUACCUUAUAUAUUUCUUACUUACAACAGUGGCAGUGUGGCGCACCCAUUACUCAUCAACAGCACUUAUUUUUUUUUUAAAUUCAUUUUUUAAUGAACUUAUAUAAACACAAGUAUACUGCGUCUUAGAAAUAAAUUGAUUUCUAAACUAAACAUACUAGUUCAAAUUACUCUCGUUAUAUUUUAAAUAAAAAAUGAUAAUAAACAAAUUACGUUGUAAAUAAAAAUUGCUAUAAAAAGUGUACGUUUGUAUGCGAAUAGGUACUACCAUUAGGUACUAGAAAAAAGCGCUAAAAAUUAUGAGAUCAAUGAUAAUAACAAUUUGAAACGAAUUUUAAGCAAUCUUCAAAUUUAUUAAAAAUAAUGAAAUACAAUAAUUUUUUUACAUUUUUGUUAAAUAUAAAUUUAGUUGAAAUAUGAAAAUUUGUACUUUGUAGUCCUUAUCCCCGUCAUACGUAAAAAAUAGAAUUUGAUUAUCUUUAGUAUCUUAGGAGACAUCGCAAUGGGUAUAUUUGUGAGACGUCCUAUACAUAAAUUCAAAAUAUCCAUCGUUAUUAAAAUAUAAGGACAUAUUUAAAAAAAAAAAAUGAAAACAUAGAUAUAACUUCCAUUAAUAUAAUAUAUAUAUAAAUGAUAGAUUUUGUACCACCUAUAUAAUAUUAAAUUAAUUAUUUCAUUGAUUACACACUUAAUUUUUCGGUAAUUCAUUAAUUUAUAAUUGCACUUAGUAGGUAACCUUAAACUUUUAUUUAAUAUAGGUAAGUCGUUAUCGUUAUAGGUAGAUAUUGAAAAUAUUUAUAUAACAUCAACUAUCAUUAAAUUAAUUACCAUUUGAAUAAUCAGCGUACAAAAAAACAAAAUACAAAUUAUAAUUAUUAAAAUUUAAUAUGAUAUAUAUAUAUUGAUAACGGACAAAUAAUCAUAAACAUUGUUAUAAUAUAUAUAUCGCAAUAUCGUGUAUCAAUUGUAUCCAGUUGCGUAUCGAGGAUUUUUCUCUAGGUGAUAUGACCAAAACUAUUUUGCGCAUUAAGAGCCUGGGAGAAAAAUAUCCCCUAGGACAAAUAUCCUAGGGGAUAUUUUUUCCUUUGUGUGUUAUGAUAUACAUUAUGUCAAUCUUUAUUGUAUUUUAGUUAAUGGAAAUUUUAAUGUAAUGUUUUGGUUUGCAAGUCUGUUCCUCCACAUUUUCCGAUUUGUCUUUGCCACAUCUAUAUCGAUUUCUGAAAAAAAAAAUACUCUGGAGGUGAUAUAUUAUCUAGAUCAUCUCCCGUAAAUAUGCCACUGACUAUAUCGUGUAGUUUAUUGUAAUAUUAUUAGUUACAGUAUAUUAUAUUAUAAUAAUGUUCAUGUGUACGUGUAUUUCUGUAUUAAAUAUAAUACGAGUACACCUAUUAUGCAACAUUUUAUAUUGCAACGGUUAUUAUGGUUUUACAGUUCUGCUUUGUAUAUGAUUUUUUUCUUUCCUCUUCAAUAUUACUGUACAUGUAUAUAAAUAUAUAUAUAUAUAUAAAAAAAUGAUGGGUAUUGGAUCCCAACAAUAUGCGAAUCCUCCUUAAGGGGAUUCUCAUUAGCAAACUUUAAAGUUGACAAGAGCUUUUAUAUACAUAGCUCACGUCAUUUGCGUGGUCCACCCCUAAGGGUUCUUUCGAAAUGCACGUUUAAACUCAGCCCUCUGUAACACCACAUACAAUACAUUCUCUAAAAAGGCGUAGAUAUAUUAUAUAGUGAUUUGCUUUGAAGAGAUAAAUUGUUUUUUUAUUCUUUUUUGUUCUUUUAUGGAAUACUAAAAUGUAUAUUUAAGUUGUAAAGUAAAGCAAAUAAUGUUUCCUGAAUAUAUCUAAUACACAGUAGAUUACAUAAUAAUAAUAUAAAAUAUACAUGUAUACAAACAUAUACAUAUAUACUGAAGAUUCACAAUAAGAUUACCUGACUACCUCGCUACAUUAAAUAUGAUUUUUUAUUAAACUAAAUAUUAUUGUAUAUUGUACUUUUUAUGUAAGUAAUGCCGUUGAUUAUAAUCGGUAGUAAACCAAUAUUGGGUAGGUACAUGUUUUCUCAGAAAAUACGUUUUCGGUUAGGAAAAUGGUCCAUUUAGACAUGCCGUACCUCGAAUUUUCAAAUCGGGAUAAAUAAUUUGAAAUAUUUUUGUUAUGCUGUUCGUUAAUAGAUCGUAAUUGUUGACUAGCGGUAUUGUACGUGAAACAUUUGAUGCAAUUCUCAUCAGAUUACCCUUUAAAUAUUUUUUUAGUUUUCAAUUUUUAAAAAACAAAGUUUUCAAUGAGUAAAAAUGUUAAAAAAUAUUUACAUCCUACCUUUUAAAAUGCGGAUUUUCACCCAAUGGUACUUAAUUCGAAACAAUGUCUAAAUUCACAGUUUUCCUAAGAAAUAAACCUGAUUGCAAAUUACGAUAAAUGUUUUUAUUUUUAUUCAUUUCUAGGUUAUUUGGCUUUAAGAGAAAAAAAUCACGACCUCUUCUAAAAUCUUCUCAUUUUACCGAAUUCUGUUCAGAGUUGUUUUUGAUUGCAAUGGUUUAUCGUUGAUUUUUAUGUAAACUAAAUUACCAUACAUAAUUUUCGAUCUAGUUAAUGAAUAAUAAAGUCGAUUAUGGUAUUUUUUAAUAAGCAGUUUUCAUAAGAGGAUAAACUAGAAAAUAAAAGAAAAGAAAAAUAAACAAAUGAGUACACGAAAAAUUUGUUACAUAAUUAAUUUAUCGAUUUUCGCUCUCACUUAAAUUAAUUUUAAAAUCUGUUUUUUUUUUUUUAUAAAUAUAUACAUAUUUGCGUGUAAAAAUAAAACGAACGUUGGUUACCGAUAUUUUCUUUCUUUGUUCAACGCAGGAUAUCAUUUUAACAAAUUGUUUGGUUAUUAGUUCGAUCAAUGUUGUGAAGCAAUUAGAAUUCUAAAAACACGUUUGAAUUCAGAAUAAAGAGUAUAUACAAGACCUACCAGUCCACUUUUUUCAAUUUAUAUUAAAUUUUUUUUUAUACAUUUUUAUUAUUUAUGAAUUCUUAAAAUCAAAUAUUUGAUAAUUAAAGACUAAAAUUUGAAAAAAUGGUAUGACUGAUGUCACGUAUACUAUAUGUUGAGUGCAAAUCUGUUUUCAGCAUUAUUAUCGCUUCACUGGUGUAAAUUGCAUGUUGUGUAUGUGUUUAAAAUAUUGGUUUAAAAUCCCCGUAAAGUGAGUGUUUCAUUUUAUUUUUACACGCAAUAUUUAUUUUAAAAUAACAACAGAUUUUAUACAAUUAUUUAAAUGAAUGAACAAAAAUCAAAUAAGUUAUUUUACAACAAAUUUUCACAGGUUUAAAAGCGUUUCGUUUUUUGAUACAUUUAGAUCAAAUACCAAUAAGAUGAAGCAAAAUAAACUUAUUUCCAGUAGUCCAAUUUCUAUUUUAAAAAUUUGUUGACUUCGUACAGGUACUUCUUUUCUAUGUUUAUUAGGAUGGCCUAAUAAGAUUGUUGUUUAUUGUAAGAAAAAUAUUUUCAUUUUUUCUUGUGAAGUCAAUUAAAUUGUUUGAAAAAAGUUAAACUCAUUACGUUAUGGUGAUUCCAAUAAAACAUAUAGACAUAAAAUUAAAAAACUCAAAUAUGUUUUCAAAAUUAAAAUUUGGUGAGCGAUAAUGGAUGAAUUUUACUUUAGUUUACUAGUCUAAAAUGUUGUAUUCAUCUUUAAAAACAGACCUAACCCUUCCCCUUAAAUUGAAAUUGAUAGGGCUCAGUAAAUUAAUUUAAAAUUAUCAUUAUUAAAGUGGUCAUUAAAAUGUUAAAAAUAAUUAUAAGAUUUUACAAAAUUAAAGAAAAUUUGGAAAACUGUUUCCAACUCUCUUAAUGAUAAUAUUAUACUAAUUGUGCACUGCACGCAGUUGAUGAUAUAGUAUAUUAAAAAUAUCAGUUAUGAGUAUAAUAUAUAAUAAUGUUUUUUAGUAAAUUAUAAUAUAACUCCGCUACUAAUUUUAAUAAAUAAUUAAAUGUUUUAUUUUAAGUAUAAUUGCAUAUAAAAAAAAAUAAAAAUCAGAAAACUGAUAUAACAUCUAAAUAUUAUUGUAUGACAAAAUAUGUACACCAUAAAACAUAAAUCAAACGUGUAUUAUAUUAUAUUAUAUUAUAGUAAUAUAUUUUGUCGUCUUGAGUUCCUAUAAUAUUUUACAGUCGUAAUCCGCUGGAAACAUUCGAACGACUUUUUGACAUGCGCGUAUUAAUUAUUCGGGAUUACACCGUUAUGCGUGUUUCCUGUGUUUCGGCUCUCAAAGGACAAAACUAUAAUGGUAUAAAUUAUGUGUGUAACGCGUGUUUUUAGUAUCACGCCCGAAUAUAGGGGAAAAUACAAAUUACAUCAGGCGGUAUAUUUUGCUUCUCACAAGGGAUGUUUAGUGUUAUAACGGCGGUGGCUUCUCUGAUUUCAAAUGGGUGAUGUUCGUAGUAAACACGAAAAUUUGUACAAAUCCGUAUAGACGAUUAAUUGCUUCACGAGUUUGACACCCUCAAUAUAAUAUACAGGGCGAUUUUUUUUUAUCGUAAUCAUAAUCAUAUAUAUUAUAAUUUCUACCAAAAAUUUCGAGUAAAUUAGACAUAGAUUAUAAAAUUGUUCAAAAUGAAGUUAUCUAUGUUAUUAUGUGCAUCUUCAUAAAGACAUAAUUAUCAUCAACUAUAUGUCUAUGUGUUUUAAUACGUAUAAUGUUUUUUAAUAAAUAGAAACCCAUCUUUUUAAACUCAGAUUAUCUAAGGGGCAUCCGGGAAUUGGGUCACAAUGAACCUUUUUUUAAAAAGGUAUACGGUAAUUGGGCCAUUCAAAUUUUACAUUUAUAAUAGGUAGACCCGGUGAUUGGGCCACUAUUUUAAACGAAUUUUUGUUCUUGAAUCUGGUAAUUGGGCUACUUAAUAAAUUUUAGAUUUGACAAAAGGGAAACCUCUAUUUAACACCACUAUUUUAAACCACAUUAUUAUUUUUUCCACGAUCACAAAUUUAAAUUUCUUAUGUUCUUUAUAAUCGAUUUUUGUUGACGGCACUUUUGAAUACUGUGCAAAUCAAUCAGUAUCUCAUUAUUUAAAAUAAAAUUAAUAAUCAUUUGACUAAUUUUAUAUUAUAUUUUAUGUUAUGUAUUUUAGUUUAUUUAAAAUUGUAUAUUUUUGUGUUAUACAUCUGUAUAAUACUCAAUAACCGGGUAAUAAAAUGUCCUAACAUAUUGUUUACGAAGCAGGUAGAUAAAAUGUGGCCCAAUUUCCGACCGCCCUAUCUAAAGAAGGGUAAUAAAUUUAAUCAUUAUAGAUAACGUUUAGUGGUUGCGUUUAUGAUGGUAUUCACGGAAUUAAGGUAAAAUAUUUUAAAUAAUAUUAUAAAUAAGAUCAUUAAAAACGAUAUUAUAAUACGUGUUACUAUAAUAAUGCCGGAAAAGAGUAAAAUCAAAUUUGUUCUCAAAUAGUACCUACUAUACAUAAGUACUUUGUAGAUAAUCGCUAUAGUUCGUGAUAACAAAAAAAAAAAAAACACUCUGUAUACUUCACCCUAUACGUACACGCUAUAAUUUCAGAUCGUACAGAAAAUAUUAUGUAUACCUAUAAUACACAUUAUAUACAUGAUAUAUUUCGACCGACAAGUAUAUACAUAUAUAAUACAAGAUUUAUAAGACGCGAGACGAUUCGGUUCGUUUAAAAUCAUUUAACGCGCUGCGGUGUGGUCGUUCGAGAACGCGGUACUUUAUUUUUUUUUUUCCUUUUUGUUUUAUUGGUAUAUAUUACAGUAAAACGGUAACGCGACACCGUCGGCAGCUGCUGCUCGGCGGUCCCAACGACAGUGCGUGCCGUGUAAAUUAAAUUAAAAAUAUUUCAGUCGUAUGUACCGAUGUAAUAAUAUAUUAGGCGUUCGUCGCCAAACUGUCAAACAGUAAAAUAUAUAUACCUAAUUUAUUAUAACUUUGUAUAGUGUGUUCGAGGCAUUUAGUAUGGCAUUAGGUGCGCGGUAACAUUAUAUAUUAUAUACGUACAUAAAAAAAAUAAAACAGAACUGAUACUGGGGACGGGUGAGACCACUUUUGUAGGUGAGAAGUUGAGAAGGCAGGGAUAAAGUUAUUUAAUGUAUACCUGUAACAAACGAUAAACCAUUGCUAACGAAAAAACGAUUCGGGUAAAAUUUACGAUUUUCGUUAAAAUUUGAUAUUAAAACUUAUAAAAAAAAAAAAAACUACAAUACACUCAUUUAUUUUUUACCACUAAGUACGACUUAUAAUGAACCUCCUGUAAAAUGUUCAAGCAUUUCUGUUUAGUCGAACAAAUUUAUCUACAGAGUAUAAAUCACAUAAAAAUUAUGAAAUCUCGUAAAAUUAAAAUGUCUAAUAUAAAUAGUUCAAAAAGGCUCAUAUAUUUUAAAAAUUUUACCACGUCUAGGAAUAGCAAAUACAAGUAUUUUUUUCAAAAUGUCAAAUCUUUACCAAUAUUUUUAACUGAAUUACAUAACAAAAACAAAAUUUAUAAUAAUGAAAGAAUUAUUUUCGUAAUUCGUAGUAUUCGUAAUUUUUGUUACCGAAUUGGUUCUCUUAAUUAAUUAAUAAGUACCUAAUAAAGUAUGUAUAAAUUCGAGUCAAUAAUAGGCAUAAAUCAUAUAAUGCGAACGUUUGAGUAAAAUACAGAUUUAAAUGGAUACGUUCAUUAUUUCGAAAAGUAUUAACUCUCUUCUGAAUUCGUUUUAUUGAACACUUAAGAAACAAACAACUUUACAAUUUUAGUUUUUUUUUUCGUCACCUUUAUUUUUGGGAAUAAAACCACUAAAUACUAUAGAUUUUAAAAUGGCACCUAUAUUAAUAAAUUAAAAAAGUUUGUAUAGGUUACCAUCUGAAUAUCAAAGUAAGUAGCUUUACCCACAAAAGUGAAAAAAAAUAACGUAGAUAACAUUUCGAGAUAAUGUACACACCGACUUAAACAGAAUACCCUGUUUUAAUGAUAAUAGUGGCUACAACGGCAAAAUUGCACAUAACGCGAUAAAAUGAAAUAAGAAAAAUAAUCAAUAGAAAUAAAACACAAAAUAAAAAUAACAAGAAAACAUAUUUGACUGUUUCACGAUGUCAUCUACGAGGCCUUUCCUGCGGAUAACGCUCAUGGAUUUUUUUUGUUAGCGACCGUUAUUAAGUUUUCGAACGUUUUGCUAUCCACGAACCAACUGCAAGCUUUGACUAUGUAUAUUAUUUCGAGGAUACAACGCUCGAUAUUUCCAUUGUUUUUGUGAAGCCCGUCCGUCUGGUUUUUCGGUUUUUCGGGCGUUUAUUGACGGUCCGCGAUGACAUUGUUCGCAAAAUUCGGAGCGCUCAGCUUGUGGCGACUGUGAGCGGCCAGAGUCCGCAUCUUCGGUUUUCAGUGAUUUUCCACUUUGGGUUUUAGUCAUUCGGUCGAAUGAAAAUCACACAGAUGUCCGAUUAGGUACGUGAUACGCGAUGUGUGUGUCGCUUGCACGGUCUCGUCGUUAGUGCCGCUAGUUCGAAUUUUCUUCAAACUCGACGAUGAAAUCUGUACGCCACAGUGGAGUUAUUUGCUCGCGAGCGAAAUCCAUUGUUUUUCUUCUAAACGCGGACGGAAUAAUUACAUAGAGAUCAAAAAAAUGCGUAUGCGUAGAAAUAGUCAUUCGAUAAAGUAUAUUAUGACGUGUGCACACACCGUGAUCCAAACGCACAGUGACCAAUACUAAAUAUCCACAAGAACCAUUCGAACGGAAAUUGUUUAUUUUCGCCAAUGUUUUAAAUACUACAGUUGCUCAACAAACCGUAUCGGGCCGUAGUGAUAGCAAUAGCUUUUUUUUGGACUUAACGUAUAUAUUUAUAGCGCACAUAUCCAUGGAUUUGAGUUUGAUUAUUUGUAUUUGUAAAUAAUAGAACGAUUUUUCUUAAAAAUUAUAACUUAAUGUGUUUUAACAGUAGGUGAGAAGUUGAGAAGGUAGUAGAGGGUAAAUUUAAUGUAUAUCUGUAAGCAACGAUAAACCAUUGCUAUGCUAACAAAAAAAAGAUUCUGAGCGGAGUUAAGUUGUAAGUGUUGUUUUGUCAACAAUAUGUAUGCUAUAUUAUAGGAAAAUAAUUACAUAGACAUUACUUAUUUUCUUUAAUAAUAUUUGUUUAACAUUGUACCUAUUUUCCCGUUUUCCUAUAAUUUUUCCGGUCUUUCCAUGUUAUUCCCCAUUUAUUGAUAAAACUCUUAAUUACUUAAUUAAAGUACAUCGCCAGUCCGAUUUCCUUUCAGAAAAGAUGCUACACUUAAAAAUCGGAGAAAUAUUUCUGGUUGAAAAGUUGUCCACAGAAAAAAAGUAAAUAAACAUCCUUAUAAAACCUACAUAAGCUCUUCACUCCUCUCAGAAUCUAAAACAAUUUUCUUGGUAACUAAUAAGAUUAAUAAUUUAUAUAAAAAAAAUCUCUUGUAGUUUUUCUGUUGAAGCAAUAUUUCUGGUAUAAAACGAAAAGUGUACAAAUUUUUAAUUAUGAAAUCGUAACGCCUUGGAUAUAAAAAAAAUCGAAUUUUUUUUUUUUUUUGAUUUUUCAUUAUUAUGAAAAAUACUUUAGACAUAAAAAAAUAAAUUUAUUUGAUAGUGGAUACAUGAUAAUAGGAACAAAAUUGAUAUUGAGCUAUUUUUUAACGCAGUGGCGUGUCGUAAAUAUUCGCCGUUUUACCUAUAACUUUAUGUCAGAUUUGACUAAUUAUUUCGAAAAUCCCUUUUAAAAUCAUAAAAUUAUCUGUUUAAUGCACCAACUAGACAAUAUUUUCUUUCCAAAAAAGUACUAUACUCUGUACAUCGUAGCAAGAUUUCUUUUUGAAAAAUUGUUUUCAGAAAAAAAAAGCACAUAUAUUGUAAAACAAAUAGAUCCCUCAUUCCCUUGCUACGCUCCAAAUCUAAAAUCAAUUUAGUUGUUUGCGUCACAAUCUUAGUCCUUAAGUUGUAUAAUAUUUAGAUUUCUUACAUAGUUAGGGAUUUUGUAUUUAUACCCUUUGUGCUUAUGUGCUGUGUUGGACGUGGUUGCCACAAUCACAUUUCCAAUAUUAUUUCAUUUUUCACUUGUGUAGAAAAUACCCACUAAAAUAUUAUGUCCCGUCGUUACUCGGUUUAAGUUUGUCCAUUCUUAUCUCGAUACUAGAUAGUUCGAAUUCUUUAAUCAUGUAGGGACAGUUAUUUACAACGCUUUAUUUUUUAUCAAUCCUUCAAACCACGUUUUAUUAUAUUCUCUCACAUUACAGAACUCUGUUUCUAUUAUUACUUAUUUUGCUUUGAUCCAAGGUAGCUUCCUUGACUUCAGCCUAAAUUUCUCUGUAGUGCAACCGCGUAUAAUUAGGUAUUUAUAAUAUAGGUACUUUACAUACAAUAUGUAUGUCAUUUUGUGAGCAUAUGGCUUAAAAGUAAAAUUUAAAUUUAUUAAAUAGUAGUAUCAUACACAUUUUGUUAAAAUACUUUUAUAUUUGUUUUAUUUGGAUAGCAUUUGAACAUUUUAUUUAUUUAUAUUUUUUUUACAUAAACUUAUUAUUUUGGAUUUUGAGUAGAAGGAGGAGGAAUGUAUUGAUUUUACAAUGAUGUUUUUUUUAUUUUUAUGUGAACAAUUUUUCUACCAAAAAUCAUACUCCGAUCAUCAAGUAUAGCUCUUUUUCCGAAAGAAAAUGUUCUCUGGGUGGUACUUUAGAGAGGUUAUUUUUUUAAAUUCUCAUUAAUAUUCGAGAUAAUGAGGAAAACCAUAUUUAAUAAUAUUUUUUUGAAGUACUGAUUUUCUCGUUUUUCCUAAGUUUUUUACAUUUGUUGAGAAAAAUUGAAAAAUUACCUCUUUAAAGUAUAUCCUUAUUCAGAUUUCCUUUUAGAAAAAAUACCAUCAUAGUAAAUCCGAUCAAAAUUGCCAAUAGAACAAGUGUUCACAUAAAAAAAAAAAAUAAAUAUCGUUGUAAAACCAAUAAAUUUUAAAGUUAAAUUUAGAUAAACAUGUUCCUUGCACAAAAUUAAUGGAAAGAGAUUUUGUUUUUCGCACUGCAGGUAUGUAAAUAUGUAAAUGAAACUAAUUUUUCAACAAACGUAAACAUUUUAUCAUCAUCGUAGUAUUUUUUAUCGUAUAUAAUAGGAUUCUCCCUAUUAUUUACUAAGAAAAAAAAAACAAACAAAAAAUUGAUAGUAAAAAAACUUGAUUUUCAUGAAACUUAAAUAUUUAUAUUUUAAUUUAAUUUUCACAUUGUUAUGUAAUUCAAUCUAUGAUUAAUAUCAAUCGUAUAACACAAUUUCAAUAUGAAAACAGAUGUUACCUGCCUCAAUGUCAGUGUGAUGUCUAUUAUUCAAUGUAAAUGGCACAUGCAGACGAGAUCCCGAGGUAGUUAAAUUUUUGGCACACAUAGUAGCGAUACCAAAUAAUAACAUAGCACGAGAUGGAGAUAUCAAAUUUUGAUUUUCGGUACUUGUGCACACGUCUCUUUUACUGAAACGUAUAGGUACGAUACAAUAAUAUUAUAGAUGUGUCAAAAGUAACAUCGAUGUAAAUAUAUAUAUAUAUAUAAAAGCAAACGAAUGACAAUGGUUACAAAGCCUCCGACAACAAUAUAUUAUAUUAUUAUAAUAAACACACUUAAAACGACGAUUUCGUAUUACUACGUGGAUUACUACGUGUAAUAUAUGUUUGUACCUAGGUACCUACUAUUACGUGUUUAUCUUGCGCAUGAUCGAGAGGAACAUCAUAAUAUUAUAUCUGCUAGAUCAUCGGAGAGGGUCUUCUUUUAUUUCUCAUUUUUUUUUUCGCCAAGUACAUAUCGUCUGCACAGGAUGACGACCGCGCCUCGCAAAAAGAUGUAACAAUACCAUACGGGCGGAUACGGUGGAUAUCCGACUUCAUUGAAGUUCCUAUUUUUUUUAUUAUUAUUAUAAUAUUAUAUUAUGCGUGUGCACACGCGUCAUAUACAAUAUGGUAGACUGAAGUGUAUACACAUAAUAUAUAAAUAAUAGUAGUUGUAGUAUUAUAAAUGCGUAUAGGAGAGACAACUGUAAUAUACAAAGCUGUCAUAUAUAGCGAAACAUAUUUUUAAACGGCCAACAUAUUAAUAUAUUAGUACUAAAUACUAAUAACAACUAUUAUAAUGUGACGAAUGCACUUUUUUACGACGAUGCAUUGAUGUCCCCGUACAUACACGUGGAGCUGAAAUUUUCUCGUCUUACACAUCGUUAUUUUUCCAUAUAAUUUAUGCGAUCAUUAAAUUAGUAAUCUAAAAUAUGUAUUUUUUUUUCUAUUCCAUAUUUAUUCCUUUCACUCAGGAAAUCUAAAAAAACAUAAUAUAUUUUUACCUUUUAAGGCGAUGCGUACCGUUCAAAUUUAAUAAUAUUGAUGGGACACCAAUGUUAAUUUGUUCUAUAUAAUUUUUAACAUUGUAAGAAAAUUUAAGAUAAAUUCAUUAAGUUUUAAAGGUUACUUUUAAUUGAUAAAUGAAAGUACAACAUAAAACUAUUAUCCUUUUGCCUGAUAUGUUUAACAGCUGAUAAAUUUAGGUAUCUAGUUGGCACAUUUAAAACUUGGUGAAUUGGUUAUAAAUCUUUUUUGGGCUUUUGAAUAUCUUAUAGAAAAAAUUGAAAAUAUCUUUAAAGUAUUAUAGUAGGUAUACCGUAUACUAGUUUCUAACUAAGGUAUAUGGGCUAUAUAAUAAAUAAUAUUAUAUAUAUGUACAAGACCGUGAACAAUUAUUAAUAGGUAUAAUAUAAACAAUGGACAUUUUUUAAAAUAUACAUAUUUUCCACUAAUUAAAAUUCAUAAAAUGUAAAUUUCAAUUUUAAAAUAUAAAAAUUGUAAACACUCAAGGCUUAAGUCGUGUAUUCACGCAAUCCGUAAAAUCGACCUAGACCUAAAAUGUCAAAAACUGUGUUUUAAUUAAUAUUUAACAAAAAAAAUUAAUGAAAAUAAUGUUUUUUCUGCAUUUUGUGUGUUUUACUGGAUAAUUUUAGAACUGCUUGGGUAAACAUAAAAGGUAGAUUUAUAUGAAAACUCAAUAUAAAUUUUAUGUUACGCUAUAUUUUGUUGUCUAUUUUUGUUUUUAUUGAACUUUCUAUCUAAAUGAAAAUAAUAAUAAUAUUAUGAUUUAGUCAGAUAAGUAUAUAAUACUCACGGUCAAAUCUUUUUUAAACAUCGUUCUCACAGAAUUAUAGGUAAAUAUUUUGAAUAAAAUAAUACCCGCAUUUCACACGCGUACUCAACAUACCACUAUAUCGGAAGUAUAAUAAUACUUGCGGUAUUAUAAUAGGGGGUUGGUACAUCACUAUAAUAAUACCUACGAGUAUGUGAACGUUCGGAAAUUUGUUUAUUAUUUCAACAGUUAUCAGCUAGAUAUCUUAUAUUAUGGGUACACACCAUGGCUGUAGAAAUUAUUUUAUACAUUUUUUUUCGUCUGAUACCCACAACACCGGAGUAUUUGAGUUAACAUUACUAUCCCACAAUUAUUUUAUAACCUAUAAAACCGUUUCUGUUUAUAUAUAAUUGCAGUGGCGGAUUUACAGCGGAUUUCAGGAGGUCUGAACCCCCAGACAUUGAUAUAAUUUCGAUAAAAUGUCGUCUGAAAAAGAGGCAUCUAUUAAUGGAUACAUUUUAAUAUAUUUCAUUUGUCAGGACCUCUUCUAGAAAAAUAUUGAAAAUCCACCACUGAUUAGUAGCUAUAUUGAUGUACGUUCGAACGAUAAUAUUUUAUUUAAUAUUAACAAGUAUCCUAUAAAUAAAAAAAAUAAUAUCAAGUGAAAUCUAUGAAUCAAAUUUAAUCACAAUAAUAUUUUGUCAUUGGUAAUUAUUAUAUGAUGUAUUCAUACUUCAUAUACGCAAUGGUCGAAAUGGAAAAUACUUACACACUGCAUAGUUCACAAUAUGGCACCCAUAGAAACUCAUAAUCUUGUAAAGUUAUAAAAAAGUAUAUUUAAUGGCUUUUGUCUGGAUAAAACGUGUAGGUAAAUAUGGUCUGUAUUAAUUUACGAUAGAAAUUAGUUGAUAAACUACAGAUGAACAAUACAAUUAUUAAUAAUUUAUAUCGCUUCAAAAAUAAUUUCUAAUAAAACAAGUUUUUGGUUGGAGCAAGAUUUUUGGUAGAAAAGUUGUUUAAAUAAACAAAGAAAAAUGAAAACAACUUACCAGUUUUUUCUGAAUAGCUGAAGAUAUUCUAAUCAUUUAGAAUUAUAAUUUAUUUUAAUUUUUAAAGAUCAUAUUUUACUUGUUAUGAAUUUCUGCUAUUACUAAGAGAACAUGAAAUUGUACUUAUUUAUAUUUUUGAACAGGUACGAAUGUAUACGAUACUUGACAGUUUUUCUUUAAAAAUGAUUGCUAUAUUGUACAAAAAUAAUUGCAUAUAGACAAGAUAUUUUGACGUUCAUCACUAUUCGACACAACAAAUAUAAUAGUUUCUGGAGAUUGGAAUUACGUGCGAACACUGCAAACAACGCAUAACAUUUAUAAUACAUACUACCUAACUAUAUUAAAUUGUAUUAAUUAAAAUCGAUUCGUUAGCGAUGUAAAACCGACGUGUAAAUAUAACCAUUUGAAUCGUGUUUUGAAUUUCAAUUUAUCUGCACAUAGCACAUAUAUAAUUCAUACUAUGUAUUAUAUGAUGCGAUUUUCGGAUUGCGAGUGCGAUUUUGCCGGUUUACCGAAAUAGUUAUUUUACCGCUGUACGAAACAAUAAUAUUAUAAUGUUAAAAUACUAUGUAUACACUGAUAAUAUAAUAUAUACGUAUAAUACCUUCACCGAAAUAAUAAUAAUAUAUCGGUUUUAAGCCGUGGUGAUAAUCGUAAGUCCCACGUGUCACGAAGGGGUGUACUAUCCCUUCCUCGCAUCGUUCGUCUAUAUAUAUAUUAUUAUAUUCUGUUGGUACAGUUUCCCUCGUGAAAUACAACGACGAUUAUUAUAUUGUACUCGUUCGAUUAAAUCACCGCCACCAGUCUGCAAUAUAGUCGACCCGUUGGUAGUCGUGUUUUUAAUAUUUACGACAAAUAUUAUUAUUAUUAUUAUUAUUAUUGUGUUCGCGAACACACGUCAUUUUAUUUUCGCGCAAAAGCAUUUAUUGCAAUCGCGAGCGUAUAUAAUAUUCCGUUGCUAAGCAGGUCUGUAGCAGUAUGGUCCCCCUCCGCCGCGCUACCGCCUUCGCGACAAACUAUACAAUCAUAAUAACAAUAAUCCGUGGCUGAAAUAUUAUAUUUUUCGUUUUGUUCCUUUCUUUCUUUUUUUUUUUUUUUUUUUUACGACUUGUUUGUAUUUUGUUGACUAAGCCGAUUGCCACUCGAACAUUGCUUAUUUUGCGGUCCAUCUGUGUAUUAUAUGUACUGUGCAGAAUCGCUGCAAUAACUAAUAAUAAAGGUAUACCUAUCUAUAGUAGGUAAUUUUACAAAAUAAACAAAAUCGAUGAUCACAUAAUAUACAAAAUAAUAUUAUAUACGUUCACAUUCCGUUAUACCGAAUACAAUAAUUUAUGGAUUACGAUGAUUGAUGACGUAUUGUGUGAGGUAUUGGGUGACCGUGGUUUCAGUGAAAAAAAAAAACAAACUGGUCGGUAAUACGAUACGCGCAUUUGUUUCAAUUAUUAUAAUAUACAAUCCUAUGUAAUAAUAAUAUCCUGAAAAGAAAACGCUUUCAAUUUUUCUAGAUUCUAAACAGAACAAGGCAUUUUUUAUUGGUUUUGGAAAUCUGGUUUUUUUUUAUUCUUAUAUUGUAAUGAAGAAGCUAUUUAUUAUAUUAAGAUGUGUUUUUUUCCCUGGAAAACACUUUUUUGGUAAGUAAAGCGGCCCAUAGACGUACAAAUAGCCGCAAAAAAAUUUAAAAAAAUGAUUAUAUUAUGUUAAAUAUUUUUUGAGAACCCUUGAACCUAAAUCCAUCAAAUCAUAAUGAUUACGUUUACGCACCUCAUCUUAUAACAUAGUUAAAGAUAAUAAACUAAUAUAGAAAAUAAUCUGCGCCUUGUGUAGUCUCUAUAUCACUUCGAGUAUAAUACAAUUUGUACUUACUAUUAUUAUCUACAUAGUUUUACAGGCUUUUUCGUAGCACAUCCACUGCGUAAUGUCAUUUUGAGAUGUAUACGCAUGGUUAAAUUUUAAAUUGUUGUAAAUUAGCAUAAUAUGUCCACGGUUAUUCAUUAUCAUUUAAAUAUUUUCAGACAUUAUUCAAAUAAUUAAUUCAAAAUAUUGUUAACGCUGUCGCGGUAUAGGCUGACUGAAGCAGUUUCAGUCAGCGUCCACUGUAACAGGUUUCGCGAUUAAAUAAUAACCCAAGACGGAAUAUCAGGGGUUCUCAAAAAAUAUCUAAAAUAAUAUAUGAAUUUGUUUUGGUGGAAAACGGAUCUCUCCCUCCUAUAAUCUGGUAUAAGUUUACCAAACCAUCCACUCAGAAUCAUUUUUUGAUUACAAUGAUUUAUCGUUACUUUCAAGUUUCAGUAUAUAGGAAAGGUAAUUUUUAGAGGAGAAGUAAACUGCGAUCAAAUUUAAAAACAUGCAUGGAUAUAAAAACACAAUACAAGAAAAUAAUGUUAUACGAGUUAUGAAUCAUCCAGGCUGUGCGUCAAGACUCAAACAAAAACAAUUUUUUGUGGGUUUAAAUAUGUUCAUUGUUUAUUUUGCUCCUACAUGGAUACCUAUGCUUAUAUACUAUACCUUCUACAUUUUCUAUCUAUAACAGUGACCUAUUCAUCAUCAUGAUCCAAAGUAUCAUGGUCCGGCUAUUUUUCGUUUUUCUUAUUCAUUUCUCGGUCAUUAAAAAUUAAAAAACUUACUUUUUAAGUAGGUAUAUUAUAUGAAUGCAAGAGAUUGAAUGAAAAAGACGUCCGAGGAUAAUGGAGAUGGGUGCAGCAACUGUUAUAGGUAAUUUAAUGUUUAUCUGUAAGCAACGAUAAACCACUGCUAACGAAAAAACGAUUCUGAGCGCAGUUCAGUUGAUGGUGAUGCUUUGUCAACAAUAUUAUAUGUCAUAUUAUUGUAAAAUACCUAAUUAAAUAAGCAUUAUGUAUUUUAUUUAAUAUUUUUUUAAUAUUGCAUAAUUUUUUUUCUCUAGUUUUAACAUUUUCUGUCAAACCACAGAGUACCUACCGAAUAAAUAUUACAUAGAAAAGUCUCAAAAUUAAAAUGUCUAUAAAUACCUCAAACUUGGCUUAAAUUAUUUAAAAAUUUUACCACAUCUAGAAAAGGCAAAUAUGAGUUUUAUGUUCAAAUUUCAAGUUUCUACAAAUAUUUUUAAUUGAAUCACAACAAAUAACAAAGUUGAAAAUAAUAAUAGCAUUAUUUUCGUAAAUUUCCUGUUUUUUUUACGUUUUAUUAUGGUUUUUCCCAGAUAUUAUGAAAACUACUUGGAAAAUCAAAAAAUGACCUUCCAAAAGUACCAUCUGGACAUUCUCUCUCAGAAAUGGUGCCGCGUGUAUAUAUCUGAAUAGGAUUUCUGGUAGAAUUUCUGUGCACAGUAUAAAAAAAAAAAAAUUAACAUCUUAGUAAAACCAAUGCAUUCUUUGCUACACUCAGAAUCUAAAAUGUAAACUAUUAUGAAAACUCAUAACAUUUUUUUUUUGAAAUGCUUUUAUUUUUUGGGCAUAUAGUAUCAUAUCAAACUCCAAAAUCAAAACAAUGGAUGAGACGUAAUGAAUCGGAUCCAUAUAAUGUAUUAUGAAAUAUGAUUUACACAUUGGUGUUGCUUGUACUGCAAGGAACAGCAUCAUAAUAUGCGGAGGACGUAUACUAUAGUGGAGCGUGCUAUUGUUUUUUAUGGGGUCCAGACGGUAUAUGAUUCGUUUUGUUUUUUUUUUACACUUUAUUUUGUUUUAUUAUUGUUGCUUUUUUUUCAUUUCUCAACUAUGACAAAUUGGCUCCAAAACGUAUGCAUAAUCGAUUUUGGAUACCUGUACUUAUAUAUAUAUAUACCUCGUCGGGGACCACAACGACGACGGUUUUUUUUCUUUACUGUUGUUCGAACUUCUCACACACGUGUACUUGAGUGUAUAAUAUUCACCGUCAUGUACCUAUACUACUUAGACUCCUCUGGGUAAUUGAUAACGACGACGUUAACGCAACGUGAAAUUAAAUCAGUUUAACGCGCUUAUCGUAUACCUAUACGGACUUCGUCGUAGAAAAAUAUACGCCACGAAAGGGUGACGACGAUUUCCUGCUGUAGUGUGUGGUUCCUUACGAGAUUUUAAAGUACCCAUUAUAAUGUGUAUGUGCGUGUAUGUGUGUAUUUGCGGUGUAACGUUUUAAAGGCGAAAAUAAAUCGUAUAUAUCGUCAACAUUUUAUCGUGCGUUCUACGAACGUGGCAAUAUAAUACAUAUAUAUGUAUAGAUAAAAAAAAUAGUAAUAAUUUAGGAAUAAUGGAGGUCAGGGUCAUUCUAGUGCAGUGCUGAGUCGGCCGUUUAGCGUUCAGUGCUGGUGUUGCUGCUGGUGCUGCUGCUGCAGACACCGGUUUUUCAUUUUAUUUUUAUUUUUUUGCCGACAAAUCGCAAUUGGCUCUUAUUGUAUACAUAUAUAUAUAUAGGCAUCGGGCACAUUACAAUAUUAUGCAUCUAUAAUAAUAUAACGCCUAUACUGUACGCCAUGUGCAUAAUAUCGAUUGUGUCGUUGGCCUCAAGAUUUACGAGAGAGAGAAAUCUUUGCGACGAUUAUCCACAUGUAAACGAUGGAUCGUGAUGCAUGAUGAUGAUUAUGAUGAUGAUGAUGAUGGUGAUGAUGAUAAUGUUGAAGGGAGACGAUUAUGGUAACGAUGAAAGGAGUUAUACGUACUUAUAGCUAUUUGUCGACGUGAAAUUCUUUUUUCUUUUUUCUAAUGUCGGUAUUCAACACUUCAAAAUUUGAAUAUACUUUUUAUUUCAAUAGUUUUAUUUGGUAAAGGUAUUUCAUUGUACAGGUACGAUUGUUAGAAAAAUCACAAAUAACAUAGUUGCUGGUAACAAACGUGCCGACGAGUAUUAUUCACAUGUUUUAUUGAAACCCCCGAUCCGAAGAAGAAAAAAAAACAGUAUCAUUGACCUAACCUAACCUUCCCGGCUGAUCGACCGGUGCAUCGGCAUAAAAAUCACAGUGCCGCACCUAAAUUGCUAUAUGGUGACAACCGGAAAAUGAAGUGAUGCUUCGUAUGCAUCUGAGAUAUAAUAAUAUUAUUUAUACCAUAAACACAUUCAUAUAUGUAUAUUAUAUACUUGUGUUUAAUUUAUUUUAUUCCACUCGACUGUCAUAUUUCAUAUAAAUAUCAGCAAUCAAUAUAAAUGAAAUGGUUAAACGAAUUCUUCGUUUGUUUCGUUUGUGUCACAGGAUGUUUUUGAAUAUAUUAUAGGUCUAUAAAAUAUACUUACUACUCGGGCAUUAUUUGUUGGUUAUGAUUUCUAAACUUCACUCAGAAUCGUAUUUCGUUUGCAAUAAUGUAUCGUUGCGUACAGCCGAUAUAUUGAAAGUAUUAUGUUAUAGUAUGCGUAUUUUGUUACCUUCCUAACUCCCCAUUAAGGUAUACAAUAGAGCCACAGAGGUCCAUCCAUGGCGUGUAAAGUGUGUAGUGAGUAGCCUUUUGAGUGUAGCCUUUUUAAUAUUGAGUAUUGCAAAAUUAUGAUAAAUUCAUUUAUGUUUUUAAAUACCUAAAAAUACAAAAUAUACAUACAAUAUAUGUAAUACGGACACACGUGCGCGUUCACGAGCCGAACAUUUUUAUUAUUUACAAUAAUUAUUAUACAUUUUACAUACACCGGCGCGCGGUGGUUUUAUAAAUCUAUGCAAUUAAAUAUACAAAUAUUUUUUCAGUGAAAUAAAAUUUUAUUUAUUUAUCUGCGACUACACUCAAGUACGUGGAUUACUACUUUAAAGGGCGAUUAAAGGGCUUUACUAUACAUACUAUACCAUAAUAUGCUAUGACGGCGGCGCAGGCCGGUAAAUACAAACCCGAAAUGGCAAAGGGUAGCGGGGAUUUUUACCGCCCAUGGCCAAUUGAAUUCAAUUACGUUUCGCAAAUCCCGCGUAUAAACACACUCGUGAUGUCGUGUCGUAUAUAUUAUCAUACGCAAAAGAGGGGCGUUUUUCACUACGAGUGUUUUCCUUUUACACCGGUCCCUCUCUGUAUGUAUUUAUGCAUUACCCAACCUCCCCGUUCGUAUAUCGUUAAAUAUAAUGGUUGAUCUUUUGGACGUGUGCCGGAAUUAUUUCGGUAUCCGACCGAGCGUGCGCACACACACCAGACACUCGUAGAAAUUAUUAUUCUCGAAUAAAUCCCCUAUAUUAUUCGAAGACCGUUUUCAAUGCAAAAAAUGUAUAGAUUUUUUCUACUUUCGUAACAAACAGGGUUUUUCGGAAAUGUUAAUAUAAUAUGAAUGGGACAAUGGGAGUCUGUAAUUUGUACCAAAAUCAUCAUAAAUGUAUCAAUUAUUUCGGUGAUACCUAAAUAUAUUAUAUGUAUAUUGUAUAUUGUUACCAGUUUAUAUAAUCUUCAUAUUUUGGCCGAGAAACAUAAAACUGGUAAUUCAAUCUGACAACAAUGUGACGUCAACUUUAGGUUUUCAAUUUUCUAUACAUACCUACAUAAUAUGUUUUUUUAAAUUUAAAUUUAAUUAAUUGAAUACGACAUUUUCCAAUUUGUUUUAUUUUAAAUUACCUAAAGUUUAAUUGACCAAUUUUACUUAUAAGAGUCCUUUAAAAAUACAUUAACCAUCUAUAUAAUAUUAUUAUAAUUUAUUUCGUUGUACAUUUUUAUACUUGAAUUACCGACAUCACCAUGUGUUGUUUACAUAAGUUUUUGUUUUUUUAUCUACCUAAGCAAUGUUGGAAACGUAACAUUUCGAACUUCUCAUAUCUUUUACUAUAAUAUCGAAACGUAUAAUACUACGUACUAUCGAAAACCUAAUCAAUUUUAAUUCUGGUGCAAAUUGCAGUUCAUAUUAUUUUUUACUACCUGCGAUGGUGAUGGUGCAAAUCACAUAUUAUAUCUAUAUUUGGCACAAAUUACAAACACAUUUUAAAAAUAUUGGUGCAUAUUACACAUCUUGUUUAAAUGUUGGGUAAAUUUUCAUCAAUGAGAAUAGCGUAGGUAAUAUUUAGGUAUAAAUUUCGAUUCCUUUGUAUAUUGUUCCGAGUUCAGCCAAUAUACAAAGGAAUCGAAAUUGAUACUUAAUAUUACCUACGCCAUUCUUAUAAUAUCAAAUGUAUUAUAUUUUAUUAAAAUGUAUAUAUAGAUAUAAUAUAACCAAUAUAUAUUUUUUUUUUGCGCUGAGGUACAGUUAUUUAUAUAUUAUAUUGGUUAUUUUGUAAAAUCAUUGUAUAGGUAAAAAAAACACCCCAUUGUGUACUGCAGGGCUGCAGAGAUUAAAAAACAUGUUUAUGCUAUUCUAAUAUUACUGUAUUAAAUCAUUGAAUAAAGAAUAUGUUUUUUUUUAACUUUGACAGGUAUCCACUAAAGGUAUAAAUUAUAUUAACCUUUAGAGCAGUAUAUUUUUUUUUUAUUUACUUCGAAAAUUGCAUUUAUGUAUAAAAAACUCAUUAUAUACAAUAUAGUUUUGGUGGGAUUGUUCAAAGCAAUUUCUCCAUGGCUUAUAAUAAAUAUGUUUUAUCGUAUUCGAAAACAUAUUAUGGGAGGCAGUACAGUAUUAAAAAAAAAUAUACACUUCAAAAUAUUGAAAAUGUUCAUACCACACUAUUGGUACUGGGUACUAUUAUUUAAAUGUAAAUACAAUUUUACAAUCACAUAAUCGUGAAAGAAAAACAACUUAUUAUUUGAAUUGAUCAAAGGCCUUUCGCCUCUAUUAAUACCGUUCUUACAAUUAAUUGUGAACAACAUUUAUGUAUAUUUUUUUUUUGGAAGCCUGUGAUAAACAUUGUAUACAUUAUCUGAAGUAAUCGGUAAUUUAAUCAAAUAAAACACGUUUGUUAGAACUAAAGUUAAGCUCACAUAUUUAGGUAUAGGUGCAAAUAAGGGACGUAUGGAGCCUGGCUCCUAAAAUUCAGUCAAGUCCCUUCAAGUAAAUACAAAAUAUGUAUAACCAAUAUUAAUUAAUAUGAUGGGGUGUUAAGCUCCUCCAAAUUAUCUGGAUUAUUUACGCUUAUGACUUGGAGACUGAAGUUUUUGAAAUGUUGUAAAAAAAUGUCUUAAAUUUAACUAAUAUUGAAUAAUGAAUAAAAUUAUGAACUUUAUGCUUUAAAAUUGACCGAUGACCAGAUCAAAAUAAAUGUUCUAUAUGUUAGAUACUUGUCAAUAAUGGCCAAUAAUGCGCGUCCCUUUUUCAUUUGAAUUCUGUUAUAAAUAGAUAAUAACACUAAAAACUGAAUUGUUAUGUUCAAACUUUUUUGUUAAACAAAAUAAUAAUAAUAAUUGCAUACAUGUUUUUAAUAUUUUUACUCCACUUUAUCACUUAAUACUAAAUAGACAUAUUAGGUACGUAUAAUAUGUAUUUUAAAAUAUUAAUACACGUUGGUAUUUUUAAAUGUAAGUACUUUUUUCUUGUAUUUAAAAGUAAUAACAUUAUAUUUUAUAUUAGGUACCGCUCAUAUAUACAAUCUAUCAUAAUAUAGUAAUAUAAUGUAACAUAAUAUAAUAUAUUGCCUAUAUAUAACUGUUGGUUCAGAAUUUAUACGUCGUAUUCAGAGUUUCAGCGGCGUCGAGUCGAUAAGAAAAUAAUAGGUUUUGUGCUGUUGUUUAGUUAAUCUCUGACCUAAAUUUUACCUGUUAACUCAAUGGAUUUCCAACUAAAAUCGUACAGGGCGCAUUAUUCAACGUAAAAAUGUACAUAGGUAUGUUUAUAUACACAUAUAUAUAAGAAAAAAAAAAUGGUUUAAAAAAAAAUAUGCCGGUCCAUCAAUAAACGUAUAUACAUCUGCGUUUAAGUAUAUAGGUACGUGUAAUAGUGUACGUGUUAUCCCGACAGGUUUCGGAUAGGACAAAGCCGCCGGUCAGCUAGACUGUGAGGAGCCUAAAGGCAACGGCGACCCUGUGUCUACCUUUUUUUCGCCCCUCCACGACUUCCUCGUCCGGUCAGUAUACCUGGUGGUGUGCGUCUAUUAUGUUUUUGGAAAUUUCUCCGUCCUGUGGACGGUGUCGUCGGUGCGUUUUUGACGGUGUUCGGACGUUUAUUAGGAGACUUACGCUCGGCCAGUGUGCGUCCGGUGCUCGUUUAGUGUAUAGGUCGCGAAGAAACUGCACUGCAACGGCGGCGUAUACUAUAUAUAUAUGCACGUCUUAUUCAGUAGGUAUAGUGUCCAGCUUCGAUCGUAAAAACGCAUCACGGUUAUUAACACAGCAUAAAUGUGCCGCCGGGAAAUCGUUUUGUCGACGGUGAACAAGACUAAUACUAUGACGUGCCAACAGUUAAAAAUGAAAACCAAAAAGAAAUGCUACAGUCGUUCCAAUAAUAACGCGUUAUCGUUGCCCGAACCAGAAGGUAAUAUUAUAUAUUAUUAUAUUAUUAUUAUAAUAUUGUAAGGACGGUUUUUUUUCUCUUUCCCCGCUUCUGUUUUGUUAUUAUUAUUUUUUUUUUUAUCAGUAAAAAUGGAGGGUACCCCGACAAAAUAUUCGCGUACGUGAGCUUGGAAACGUUUGGCUUAAACAGAUUUCGAUUGUUAUAGUAGAUAAAUCACGUUUUCGCGAAACCGAGUGCGUCAUUGACGUGCGGCAAAAUGCGCACGUGCGACGAUGACGGCGGUUUCUAUUUUCUAUACACCUAAAUCAUAUAUAUUUUACUAUAUCAGCCGAUGGAUUUUUUUUUUUUUUUAUAAAGAAAACAGGAACUCACAGAUAACGGGGCAGAAGAUGCCCGGAGUAAUAGAAUUUUUUUUACUUUUGGAUCAAUAAUAUAAGACAUUUUUCCGUUUUAAAAAAUAAUUACACAAAUAAUAUUGUACAUUCCAAAGUAAAAUUAUUCCCACAUAAUUUCUCGCCGAAGCCCGUGCACCGCAGGGGCGUUUUUAAGAUUUUGUCAACCACGGAAUAUUAAGUUUGAAAAUAAUUGUGUCAUAAUGUAUAAACUAGCCUAUAAAAAAAUCAAUUUUUAAUUUAUAUAUUUUUACAAAAAAUUAUCAUUAGUAAUAGUAACAAUUAUUAGUUUAAUUAAAUUUAGGUACUUUCUAAUUAUUUAACUCCUUCAUAUUAUAGUAGUGCUGAUUAAUUUUGUUUUAUAAAAACAAAAACCUAUAGGUUCAUAUUUAUUUAGUAAUAUUAUUUUUACUAAAUGGAUACCGUACACAUUUUUUAUUUAUCUGACUAAAUAGUAAAAAAACUGGAAUUAAAAAUAGGUACUUACAUAGUACAUACAGUCAUAUAAAAUGCAGAUACCUACUAAAUAACGGUUAAGAGGAAUAUAUAUAUAUAUCACUAAUCUCUUCCUUUAAAUACGGCUACCGCCGUGCGCUUAAAUUAAUCAAAUCAAUUUAAAUUAUAUUUACCUACUAGUUUUUUUUAUUAUUAUUAUUUUACAAAUUUAUCGUAUACCUAGGUACAAUUUAUCUUUCGUGAGCUGUCAACCGAGCAAAACCUGUUGGAGCUUAUCUUUAUUAAGAGCACGAGGUAUAUACUCGUAUAUUAUAAUAUAGGUAUUUGAAUUCUUAGUGCAUACGUAUAUCAAAAUAAAUUGUAUACCGUGAUGUAAUCAAAUUUCGAACGAAUUAAUCUCUAAUCAAAAAAAAUAUAUUUUCUAUAACACAAUGAUAUUUCACACGUUUAUUACAUGGUUAAAUAUAUGUUUUCAUAAUAGUAUUUUAUACACGAUCAAUACUUCGAAACAAAUUUUAUCGCGUUGUACAACGUCCUUAUUACUCGUGAAAUGACGUUAUCCCAUGUUGUUUUGAGUAAGUCAAUUAUGAUUUUACAUUUAAAAAUGCUUUAAACGAAUUACACUUGCAUUAUUACCUAUAAUAACAUAUUAUGUUCUUUUUUUAAAAAAGAUUUACGUAUUUGUUUAAAGAUUAAUUAUAUAAUAUCAGUAUUUAAUUCAUUAAACAUUUAUAAAGUUUAAAGGUUUUAAGUUAAAUCAUAAAACAAAUCGUGUUCGGAUUAUGUUCAUUUUUUUUUACAAACCGAUGUAGCAGUUCUUUUAUUAUUUACAAGCUAAUUUCGUUGUUCGUUUUUAUUACAUUCCGCAUAUACAUAUUUUACAAUAACAUUUUUAUUAUUUUUGUUGUUUUUCUAAAAUACCACAGUUUGAGGCAGUAUGCCUAUCCGAAAAUUUUCAUGCACAAUUUCAUAAAGAGGUAUGUAAUUUAAUAUUGUACCUACCUCAUAGAGCAGGAUCAUUAUUUGAAUAAUUUUCUACAUCAAUGUCCAAAAAAUUCCAAAAUAAAAUAAAAUAAAUAAAUGUAUGAGCCAAGCGUAAAGAGACAAUUUGUAUUACCAACUUGUAAUACGCCAAAUAAGUACUGGCAAUAAUAUUUUAUAUUUUUAACUUUGCCUUAUUUAUUGAUACUAAAAAGAAUCAUAAAAUUAUUUUUAUUUGAUUCCAAGGAAGAGUUUAAGGAUCAAAGAUUUUAAUCUAAUUUUCUUAUAUUAUUUAUCUAUAAUUUUUCUAUAAAUUUCAUAAUAUUAUAAUUUCUGUCAUUUUUUCCCAAUUUUGUUGUAAUUUGAACAUUUUUUGUAUGAAAUUAACUUGAGCCCUUCUUCCCUGGGACCAAAGAUUUAUUAUAAAAUAUCAUUAUUGUAAAUGUACAUUAAAUUAUUUAUAUGGGAUUUCAGUAAGAUAGUAUAGUAUAUUAUUAUGAAGAAUUAAACAUUCUUUUCUUUUAGAGUUCGCUAAAUACCUAACACAAUUGUAAACUAUUAUUAACUUUCGACCAAAGGAAAAUGACCCGCUGUAUAGACUCGCGAGGUUAACGUUUUUUCCUUAAUUUAUAAAUAAUAAACAUUUUAACAUUAUAUGGUACGAUAAAAGACGAGGAAAUGAAACAGAGUAUAAACAAUAUAUGUCAUCCAAACUCGGUGGUCAAGGUUGCUUUAGUAAACAAACCACGCUGUAAUAUAAUGUAGUCUGCAAAAAAUUGUUUUAGUUCCGAUAGUUUGUGUAGUAGUUGUUUCGGCGAGUCGGUUUCAGAUAGAACUAUAAAUUUUCCUCGCCGUCUACUCCAUAAUGUAUUAGAUUCAUCCACGAUACCAUGUGCGUUCGAGUAUUUAUUUUUUUUUUAAAUUAACGUUUAAUUAUGCACGUAUCGCUGAAGAAAAAAUAUACACCGUGCAGGAUAUCAUUCAAAAUGCACGCAGGCGGUAAUACUAUACAUAACAUAUUACAUUGCUAUUAGAUUUGUCGAAAUACUGCAACGUUUUGAUAUAACUAAACUACAGUUGCAUCAUUGAAUAUAAUAAUACUUACCUAUGUGAAUAUCGGUGAUGUGUUUUUUUUUUUUAUUUAUUCGUGACUUGUUUUGUUUUCGUAUAUGCAGAGAUGAGAGAGAGGAGCAGAAAUGCGGCGAGGACACGUAGGGAGAAUGAGAACGCCGAAUUCCUAGAGUUGUCAAAACUCUUGCCACUGCCGUCGGCCAUUACCAGUCAAUUAGAUAAAGCGUCGGUGAUCCGGUUGACCACUAGUUACCUGAAAAUGAGACACGUAUUCCCAGAUGGUAAGUAAACGUAUACUAAUAUCACAUAAUCAAUCGCUGCGGUUAUAUACGAAUAUUCAGUGGCAUAAAGAUUUAUCCUAGAAGGAACAUAUUGAAUUUGUAAAUUGUGUCAUAAUAUUGCACAUGUAUAACAUAUUAUAUCUAUAGGCAAAAAAUAUAUAUAUACAUUUCCAGUUUAUAAAUUAUUGUAAGUAUUGUAAGUAAUUUAUUAUUCGAUAUACUCUAAAAUAAUCAUGCACAUAACUUUAGUUAUUAGCUGAUUAUUUAACUUUUAGGUAACAGUAUAAGUAUCUAUAACUACCUUAAUUGUAUAAAGGUAUACAUUUUUGUGAUAUAAAAGUACCAACACAUUUUAGAUUUUUCUGACUAAAAAGUAAAAAAUUGGAAUUUUCAAAAUAGGCAGAUCUAUAAAUAAUAGAUACUAAAACAAAUAUAUCAAAGAGAGAUAUAAUAUCAAUUUUCCUUAUAUUUGCCACACCGAGUAUCUGCAAUACUUAGAAUGUAGUAGAAUAUUCGUUUGAAAUGUUAAUCAUAUUACACUUUAUGCAACUGUCUAUAUAUUAUAUAUUAUAUACAUAGGUUUGGGUGACGCGUGGGGCGCAGCGACUCCAGCAAGUCACGCCAAAGAAGCUUGCAUCAAAGAACUUGGUUCAUAUCUACUACAGGUAAAUAUAUUGAAGGUAAUUGCACGAUAAAAUCGGUAUAACAAUCAAAUAGUAAAUGGUAAAAAUAGAAAUUAGUUUUUUUCUCAUCCUCCUAAUCCAUUCGAUUAAAAAUUACCAGAGGUGUUCCCACAGUGUAUACUAUACGUCAUAUAUAUUCAAUAUUUUGUUGAAAAAUCAUGGUUAACUAUCAAAUGGUAAAAAAAAUGCCAUGACAAGGAUCAUUACAUUAUUGAACGUUUAUACUAUUUAUACUACUAAAACAGUAAUAGUAAUAAAAAUCUUAUUUGUUUAAUUAACACUAUAACUAAAGAAUUCACAAUUUUUUUACGAUUUACGUAUUUUUUUUAGAUUGAUCUUUAUUGGUUUUACUUGGUAUGAUGUAAGUAAAUAACUUUUUUACCAGUAUUCUUAUUCCGAUCAAAAACUGUAGAAAAACUUUCUUGUAACAUUUUAGACCUAAUUGGUGCAUUGAGAAAGUCAUUUUUUGAUUUCCCUUAUGCUUUCUUAAUAAAUCUAACAAAUUGGCAUGUUUGGUAAAAUGUUUUAUUGAUUUCUGGGUUACCUUGACAACAGGAGAACAAAAACCGAUUUAUAAUACGCCUCUGCCCAUAAUUGUUUUUCAUUUGCAAUGGUUUAUUGUUGCGUUCAAAUAAAAAUUAAAUUACUUUAUUUUAUAUUUUAUCUUCCAAUUCCCACUUGAAACAGCAACACAUCUAAUAGCAGUGUCAGCUUUCUUUUAAAUUUUGAGUGUUUUAUUUUGGUAAUUUAAUAUUAAUUUUUGAAUUAUUGAUCUAUACAUUUCCUUAUAAACUGUAUAAACUAUAAAAAAGAUAAAAUAUCUCAUUUAAGACAUAAGAUGUUAUAGUAUACGGUACUCUCAAAAAACUACAUUGGAACGCUAUGGAGUUAAUUAAAUAUAAAUUGUUGAAAAUAAUUUGUUUAAAUUUAUUAAGUUAUCAUAUUUUAUAUUUGAUACGAAUCCGAGAACUCGCGGAUUAAACUUUAUGUUGUAUGGUCGAUUUUAUCGGUAAUAUUAAAUUAUUGUUUUUGAUUUUUUUUCUUAUAGAGUCUAGAUGGAUUUAUAUUUGUCGUAGGCGGUGACGGUAAGAUCAUGUAUAUAUCAGAAACGGCAUCUGUUCACUUGGGAUUGUCCCAGGUAAACACAUUUUAUUGAUUCAAAACUUUUUACCUUUGAUUUUCUAUAUUUUUUGCCGUCGAUUUUGUAAAUAAUUCUACUUAAACAUGCACUGUGAUUUUAGUUGAUUAAUUAUUAUGUAUUUGAUUAUCAUAGGUGGAAUUAACCGGGAAUAGUAUAUUCGAAUACAUUCAUCAAGCCGAUCACGAUGAAAUGUUAGCAGUGCUCAGUCCUCAUCAUCCCCCUCAGAACGUCCCAACAGAGAGCAUGAUGUUAAGUGAGUAUUGUAUGAUAAGAAAAUAUUUUUAAAAAGAAGAUUAAAUUUAAAAAAAAUAAUAUGUUUACAAUAUGUAUAGAUUCCAACGUUUUCGAACUUCAACGAGUAUUUUUUUUACGAAUGAAAUGUGUAUUAGCGAAACGAAAUGCCGGACUUACGCAGGGAGGAUAUAAGGUACUCAUAUAAUUACUAUAAUGUGGAUAUUAAUAUUUAAGAUGAACAUUAAAUAAUUUUUUUUUUCUAAUCCGAAGAUUGGUUUAUAACAAAUUUAUUUACGACUAUGUUUCCUCGUUGUCUGCCAUAUCAUUGAGCUCUUUGUAAGAAUUGACUUCCACAUCUUGUGAUAUAAUACAUUGUAGAUUACUAAAACAAUAAUAUUACCUGUUAUUACCUGGUUUAAAUAUUUCAUGUUACCAUUGUUUGAGUGAAACACACCGUAUAAAGUAAUAUAUAUUAGAUAGUAGGUAUAAAAUAAGUAUAUUAUGACGCAAACAAGAUUCGAACGAUAGGUACCUUUAUUAAAAAAAAAAAUAACACAUGUAAGUUAGUGUAUAUAAAUGUAUGCAAUUAUUAUUCUAUAUGCAUAUUAAAAUGUAUUUAUCUAAUAUAGGUUAAAAAACCUUCAUUUUUUCACGUACCUAAGAUACCUCCUAUAUACGAAGACAAGUAUUUUAUUAUCUUUGGUGUGUAGAGUUAUGUGUAAUAAUGAUAAUAAUAUGAGUACUAUAAUGACUGAAACGCGUUAUUUAUAAAAGAAAAAUUAUAAAUUAUACAAAAUAUUGUAUUAAAACAAAACUAUACGGACUGCUGUAGGUUAAUGACAUUUUUAAUAUUAUUGUUACAGUAAACUUAAAUAUUGUUGUGUAGUCACAGCCUAAACAGUAUAAUAUAGCUAUAAAAAAAAGUCUGGUUGCAGUAUAGGUACUGUACGUAUAUAAACACAACCCAAUAGUCAACACAAAAACCUGAACGUGUUUACUUUUAUAAUUUACAGUCGUCUUAUUACGCGCGCUCGUGCAUAUUUGUGUAAAAAUUAACAAGGCGAAAAAAAUCAAUAUUGAAAUUGAUUUUCACUCUCCUAUAACAUAGGUAGGUAAUAUAACUACAACAGUCAUUUAUUGUUAUUGUAUAAUACUAAUGUAUAUUAAUUUCGUUUUUCUUUAUAACGGGACAUAGGCAAUUUUUUUUUAUUUUUAGAAUCAAAGCGUAUUGAGGGUUCUAUUUUACUAUGAUGUUUGUUUAAGAUUCAGAGCGUAGCGAGUGAUCUAUUGGUUUUACUAUGGUGUGUAUUUUUUUUUUUUUUGUGUCUGUAAACAACUUUUAUACCAGUUAUAUUGCUCUGAUGUAUAGAUGAGUGUAGUAUCUUUGCUGAAAGGAAAUUUUGUCUAGUUGAUGAGGAAAGAUAAUUUUUUAUUUAAACAGCAAAUAUUUACGGCACACCAUGGGGUUACCAAAUUCAUAGUUUUUAAUUUUUGGAAACUAUUUUUUAUACUAGAAACAUUACUCUAAUCGAGAAAUGACAAAAUCGAUUUUAUUCCAUUUAAAAUCUAGCCAUUUAAUAUCUAAGGUAGUUUUCAUGAUAAUUGAAAAAAAAUCGAAGUUGACGAAAAAUACGAUUUUUUCAUGAUUUUUCAUAAUUUUUUCAUGAAUGAUUUCAUUGUUUAACAUUUUUAAGAUUAUGUUUUUCUACCAGAUAUCUUUGUCUAAAUUUCAAGAAGAAAAAAAUUUUAGUUAGUUUGUGAGUAAGAAAGUUGUUUGAUAUUCCAUCCUAUAUAGUUUUUCUAAUAAUUACGAAAAACCGGACAAAAACGUAGGAAAUACGGCAGUGUACGGCAUUUGGGUUUUUUGUUGUGAUUCUGUUUACAAUUAUUGUAGAGGCAUACAGUUUUCACAAAAUAAUUAUAUUGUCCUCUUUCAAAAUUUUCAAAGCGUUUUAAUUAUUUUUAGGCUAUUUAUAGAUAAUUGAUAUUUUCAAUAUUUAUCUGUCAUUCAAAUUUUAUGCCUUAAGAGAAAUGCUUUAAAAUUUUACACAGAUACAUUAUAAGUUGUAAGUGGUCUAAAACGAAUUGGAGUUUAAUAUAUUAGUUAAUAAUAAUUAAUUUAAUUAAAUUAUUAAUGUAAUAUUUAGUUUUUUUUUUCAUAAACGUUUAAUAUCAAAUUUUGACGAAAAUCGAAAAAAUUACAGCAUUAAAAAUUUUUCCUACCGAACUUCGCUCCGAAUAAUUUUUCAUUAGCAAUGGUUUAUCUUUAUUAACAUAUAAAUUAAAUAACUUUACGUACCCUUUUUUCCCAAAAACCCACCUAAAUUUUUUUUUCCUGUUGAUCAUGUACCUAUACAAAAUGGUAUAAUUAUAAUUAAUUAGAAACCUAACACUUUAUAACAUUAUAAUUUUGGAAGAUAAUUAUUUUUUUUAUCGAAUAGUUAUUAUAAUAAAUGUAGAUCACGUGAAAAUGAUACGAUUUAUAUACUCAUUCGAGUAUAAUAAAUACCAUAUUACAAUUUGUACGGUUUAAAUUUAUAUUUUAAUAAUAUUUGCGACUAAACAUAAUAUAAUAUUAAUAAUAUUAUAACGAAUUAUGUUUAUAAAAUAUUAUAUUCGACGCGUACAAUAAUAAUAAUAACAGACGGAGUUUCGAAAAAUAAUUCAAAUUGCGUAAACAAUAUAAAAACAACAGUACAUAAACAAGGCCGAAUAACCUUCACCGUUAUUAUACACUAAAAAAAAUAUAUAUAAUAUACUUAUUGUGUGUGUAUAAAUAAGUAUUAAUAUUUCAUUGCGAAAAUAUUUGUCUUAUUCUUAAAUAGGUGCGAGUGUAUACAGUGAUAGUUAAAGUGUUGGUAGAAGGGACUGGGCUCCCUUUUUAUUUAAGGUAAAAUUAUACGCCCCCUUUAGUUUAAGUUUUAAAGAUUCGGAGAACACUUUAGUUGUAUAGUCACAUGUAUUGUCUAAUGAAAUUUCAAAUUAAUUUUAUUAAAAAUAUAUUCUUAAUACCUAUGUUUUACAUAAGUUUUACCGAGCAGGUAUAUAUGUAGAGUAAUACUUUUUUAGAAGUUUAUUUUUAAAAUUCAUAAGCAUAAAAUGUGAAUGUUAAAUGAGUAUGGAAGAAAAAAUAAUAAAUAUCUUAUUUCCAUGGUGAGUUUUCAGAAAGUUUAUUUGGGUUUAGGUAAUUCUGGAGAACGCCCCUCAAUUUUGUAAAUUUAAUAUGUAAGAUUUUGUUACGAUGUAUUUAUAAUAAUAAUAUUAAUCAUUUUUUUUACGAUUUACACCAAAUGUGGAAUGAAAAUAAAACAUUUUUUUUUUCAAUAUUAGUUUGUAACUAUUGUUAUAUAUAUAUGUUAUUUAAUAUAACGUUUUUUAAUAAUAAAACUCAUAUCAAUUUAUAAAAACUAAAGGAUUGUUAGGAUUUACUUAAAACUAAUGUUUUUAUUUUAACAAUUUAUGUGUACUACAUUUCCUCUGAUAAAAAAUACCAAAUGUCAAGUAUAGUGUUUUUUGAAUUCUAAAAUGCACUGAAGUUUUAUAUUCUGCAUUUUUAGAUAUAAUUAAAAUUGUAUAUAGGUAUAUUUGAAAAGCCUAAAGUCACUUAUACCGAAAUUUACAAACCCAACCAAUUUCAAAUGUACCACAAUCUAUGCUUUAUUAUCAGUGACGUACCCAGGAUUUUAGUACUUUGGGUCACCCACCUCUAUAAGAAAUCAACUCUUAAAUCCCAAAACACUAGCUUUGCUUACGAUUUACUUAGUUUAAUUUAUAUUUUGAUGACUACAUAAGUAACUAUAAUUUACAUACAAAACAUUAAUAAGUUUAUAAACUUACAUAAAAUCAGUUGAUAUUAAGAAUUGGUAUUAAUUACAUUUUAUUCAAUUGACGGAUAACGCAUUAUUUUAAUACUUGGUCAGUUUUAGUUAAAUCUGUAAAUGCUACUUGAUUAUUAUUAUCUACACAAAAAAUUAAUAUUUUUGUCUUAUUUUUGUGUUUGCUUUGUUUUUAUUCUUUCUUUUGAUGAAUAAUUAAUAAAAGGUACAUAGUAUAGACUAAAGCAGAGGUUCUCAAUCUUUUAAUUUCGCGUAUCACUUACAUAUAUCAUUGAUUUGUCACGUACCACGCAAAACUAAAAAUUGAACAAUUCAUAAUGUUUUUACAUUUGUUUCAAAACGAUAAGAGUAUAAGACAGUAAAAUACGUCAAUAUAAUAUUUAUAUAAAAUAUUAUUAUAGUAUAUAGUAUUAGAUCCAUUAAAAAACAUUUGUACGAAUAUUGAUUAAUUAAUUUUUUAUACUGUUACCUUGCGGCCUUUUGUGUACCAUCGUGUAGUCUUCUGCGUAUUAUCAUGUUGCUUACCACGUACCACCAGUGGUACGCGUAUCAUAGUUUGAAAACCGCUGGUCUAAAGUAAAAGUGAAAAUAAUAUUAUUGACUUAUCACCUAAUAUUUCCGUUUAUUUUAUAUUUUAUUUUAAAAGAAAUUAGUAUAGAUACAGUGAGAAAAAAAAUACAUAUUAAAAUAAUUUUCUCCACUUUUUCAUUUAAAUAGACCCACUGUUUAGCCUAAUCUUUCCCCUUUUCUAAAAGUUACGAGGAAGAUUUUUGAAGAAACUUCGAUUUUCAAGUGCAGCACUUUUUCUAAAAGAAAAUCUGACUGGCGUGGUACUUCAAGAAAGUCAUUUUUUGAUUUUUCCCUGAAGUUUUCAUAAUAAAUGGGAAAAAACGCAGGAAAAACGAGAAAAUGUAAACGAAAUAUAUGAUUUUCAAAUCGUAAAUAUUACGGCCUUUCAAAACAUGUAUAACCUAACUCCGCUCAGAAUCGUUUUUCGUUAGUAGUGGUUAAUCGUCGCGUACACAGAUAUGCAUUAAAUUUCUCCUCUGCAUUCCCAACUUUUCGCCUACUGCAGUAGCCCGCUCAUCGUGCGAGGUACGUCCAUUUGUUUUUUAACUGUUCCGUUGCAGCUGCAGCAUAUUGAUUAUUGAAUCGCGGGAGCCACUGCUGUGUGUAUCAGAGUUAUUAAAGAUAUUAUAUAAAAAAAAAAAAAAAUUAAUAAUUUUUUCCCCGCUCGCGGUAAAGUCUAGUGAUUUACGACUUUUAUUACAUAAUGUAUAAUAAUAUAUUAUGUGUACGAAUAUAAUAUACAUAAUAUUUUUUUUCCCUCCCGCGACAGUAUACGCGUAUGUAUACCAGCGUACCAUCAUCGCGGACUAUAAAAAUCACUCUUAUGCCUCGGGCGUGUGUUCGCGCAUACAUUACGGAGCUAAUGCUCGCGCAUAAUAAUAUAUAUAUAGGCUCGUAUAUAAUACUCGUAUAAUAAACGCGCGGGCGAGUGUACAUACGAUGUAUAUGAUAUGUGUAUACUUAUAUAUUAUUACGUGUAUAAUAUAUGACGUUAUAUUAUACAGUGUGUCACGUGUGUGUGUGUUGAUUGUUGUAUAGGUACGAUGUGUCGUCGUAUUAUAAUCAUAAUAAUAAUAAUAUUUUAGUAGUCCGAGGGCGCGCAAUGAUAGAGCGGGGGGGGGGCGAAACGGGAUAAAAUAAUAAAACGCGACGGGCGCCAUAUUGUGCUGCUGCAGGGGGACCAGGUGCGCGUGUUUCGCGCCCGUUUAAUCGUCGCCGCGCGUUACCUGUGCGUCGUUUGCCGUGGACGUCCGUCCGUCAUUGGGCCGCCCGAACUGCGGGCGUCCUCGCCGUGACGAUACUCCUCCUCUUUUUUCGUUUAUUAUUAUUAUUAUUAUUUUUUUUUUUCUUUACCUUCCCGCGACGAUUUACGGAUAAACGGAAAAACGCGGUCCGACGAUCGUCGUCUCGUUCUCGCCGCGGCGGAACAGGUGCUAUUGGCCGAUAACGAAUACAUUUUAUUGUAAUACAUUGCUACAUCGGAAUAUCGUACACCAACUGUAUAAUAUAUUGUCCAACGACGAAAUUUUAGAACGCGCAGAUCCAGGUGAACAGGUUCGUUGAACAGACAUGGAAAAGAUAUGAAAUAAAAACGUGUUUAUAAUACGCUCCCGGGGUAACACAUAUACCUUUUCUAUUUUCCCUACUCGCUAAAUCCACGUCAAAUUUUCAUUUCUGCUACCUUAUUAUAAAUACGUUUUUAUUUCGCAUAUUUUCUAUAUUUGUUCAACGCCCAAUACUCGAACCUACACGUUCUAAAAUUUCGUCGUCGGAUAAUAUAUUAUUAUCAGAGUUAGUCGCUGGUCAAAGGAAAAGUUAAAGUUAUUAUAUAGGAUUGAUGGAAGCAUGCAGAGUAGACGAAGAAAUGGUGACGGAUAUAUGACGGAAAUGUAAAGGGAAAAAAGAUUAAAAGUACCUUUAGCUGACUCUGCACGUGUAAGAUAAAGGUGAAAAAUAAAAAAAGAAGAUCAAUAUUUAAUAAACUUGGCUUUCGGGACAGUUAGAAGUAGAAUCAGGAGCGCUGAAAAACGUAUUAUAAUAACAUUAUGAACCGUCUUAUUGCUGUUCACUCGAAUUAUUUUCUAUAGUUAAAAUGUAUUUAAUUUUAAUGAGGUAAUAAACAUCGUUUUUCCAAUUGUGAGAACUAUAUCAUUUUACCAUUAAAACUGUUAAAACAACAGUAUAAAUUACAAAAAAACAAUAUUAUAUUUAUCAUGUAUACAUAUUUUCAUUUUUGGCUCAUAUUAAUCAAUGCUACUGCAGUAGUGGGCUAAUUGGGUACUUUGUUGCAAUAAUUUUAUUGUGAUGGGAAAAAUAAUGUAAUACCUAAGUACAAAAAAUUAUACAAAUACAAAUAAUACAAAUUUGAGUAAAAUAGAAAAAAUAUAUAGUAUUAUUACUCGAUAACUCGCGAGCACCAGCAACAAUAUUCUAUUAAAAAUAAAACUCCUUUUUUUUUACAUAACAGUAUAAACAUUUUUUACAUGCAUAUAUUAUUAUAUAUGUAAAUUCAUACGAGUUAUGUUUUCUACCAGAAAUCUUGCUUCAAUUUAAAAAUGACUACAGAGGCCUUUUUUGUUAAAUUUUAGAUUUAUAGUUGGUUAAUAAAAAAUUCUUGUUUUGAUUUUUCAAGCAGUUUUCAUAAUAAUUGGAUAACAAAAUGAAAUUAAUAAUUUCAUUAUUUUCAAUUUUGGUUUUCGUAAAUUGGUAAAAAUUAUUGUAGAGAUUAGAGAGCUAAAAUUGUUACUGAAUACUUAUAUUAGCAUUUACUAGCAAUUUUUCAACCAGAACUACUCCGUCAACUAAAAAAUAACAAGAGGAAACCUUUUUUUAUUGCAUUUUGGAUCUAUGGUUAGUGAAUUAAAGAAGUUAUUUUUUAACUUUUUUAACAGUAUUUAUAAUAAUCUGGCAAAGUCAAAAUAUACGUUAAGAGCUGACAAAUAUUUACGGAACACUACGCUGUGUCGUGGCAUUAUUAGUUCCAUUAUUUUAAAAUGAUUCGAUUUUUAUUUUCUUCCAUAAAUGUUUUCCAAAUUUCAAGAUUCGCAUCUUUACUGAAAGGAAAUUUUAUCUAGUUGGUAAAGAUGAAAUCUUUUUUUUUUCAAUUUUUUAUGUAGUUUUCUUAAUAAUUAUUGAAUGAAACUGGGGAAAAAGAGAAAGUUAAAAACAAAAAUAAUAGUUUCAUUAAUUUCAAUUUUGUGUUUUGUUUCAAUUCGGCCAAAAUUAUUCGUAGAUACCUGAAAUGUCUAUAGAAUUUUUAUAUUAAACAUUCCUAAACGUAAUAAAAUGUUUAAAAUAUUCUGACGAAUUUUGAGCUAUUCGUAGAGGUUAUAUAUAAAAAUUUUUUUUAGUUUGAUUUGGUAGGUAUUGUAUGGAUAAAAUUGUUAGACCAAACAACAGGACUUGAAAAUUGAACACACAAUAAGUUGUAUUCAGUGAUACAAAAAAUGCACAUUGUAUAAUAACUUUUUUUUAAGUGUUUAAAAAUUAAAUUUUGACAAAAAUGCCAUAAUAUUGCUAUAUGCAGUUAUAUACAUGACGUUAUUACAUAUACAACCAAAUUUUGCUUAGAAUCGUAUGUUUCGAUAACAAUGAUUUAUCGUUAUGUACAGAUUUAAAUUAUUAAAUUAUUUCAUGUAUCCUAACUUUUCAAUUUCUCACCUACAACAAUAGCACACCCGUAUGGGCUUUUUUUUUUUUUUUUAAUUAAAAUGUCUUCACUUUUUGGUCAGAAAAAUCAACAAUUUAAUUGUUUUUUGAUACCUUCAGUUAAUAUAUCAAAACGAAACCUAUUCGAACCACUAAUAUAAUACCAUGAAAGAAAUUAUAGGUUAGUAUAGUACCUAAUAAUUAUUAAAAUAAAGUAAAUGCUUAUACUUAUAAUUAGUACCUACUAGUACUUAUUACCUUUUUGAUCUUUAUGAUAAAUUUAGGGCAGAUUAAAUUAUAAAUUAUACUUACAAAAAUAUAUAAAUUAAAAAUUGAUCCUUUUUUUAGCUUGGAUGAACGUUGUAAAAUAUGCCACAAUUUCCAAAUUUUAUAUCUCCUUCUAGGAUAAAUCCUAAAUAUACCACGGCAGGUUUACAUCAAAAUCAUUGCAAUAAUAACUAUCAUAAUAUGAAUCGCGGUCCUAUAAGAGCAGCACCUAUAAUAACAGUCGCACGAUCCGAUACGUGAAAAUUAACGCGCUAUGUAUCAGGCAUUUUUCGAAUCCUUUCUACACAAUUGUGUAGAGCGAGGUGUGAUAUUAUUGGCGUUCGGUGUAUACCUAUUACUUACCUACCUAUAUAUUAUACAGGUUGAGUUUUCCGAAACGUGCUCGGGGCCGGUCGUGUCGAAUGCGCGAGAGUGAAAAAGUCGUCGUUUUAUAAAACAACCUAUACUCCACAUGCGGUAUCGAUAUCCCAGCAGAUCAAGAUUGAUUAUAUUACGUGAACCGGCCGUGUUUGUCGUAUUAUUAUUGGUACCUACCUAAUAUAAUAUUAUUAUAAUACCUAUGGCGCGGUCAGCUCUAUAAUCCCGACCGCUUAUUGAUACCUCACGAUCGGCUCCAACGUGUCUGCAGACGGGUCCUGCACAUACGGAGAACACCUAUGAUUUUUAUUACCAUCCGGCAUAAUAAUAUAUUUUCUAUUGUCCCCCAGGUGCUGUAUAUAAUAUUAUAUUUUUCGGAAUUUUUUGGGUAUACCUAUCUAUACCUAUAGCAUAUAAUAAUAUAUACUGUAUGUGUAUGUUUUUCAGGGAGAGAGAGACGAAAGAAAGAAAAAAAAAAUCUCACACCUGUAAAGAGAGGAAAGACCCGCAUUUAAUUUAUUCCCAAACUUAAAUCUUGUAUUUUCGGUUGUGGUCACGUCUCGGCCGUAUUAUGAAUGGACUUCUUGACACCUUCUCAGCGCGCACAUUAUAUUACCUAGCCUAUUAUUACAAAUAAUAAUAUACCCAUACGAUGUGCAUAGCGAUAUUAUUAUGCAGCUACGUACAAGACCUUUAGAACAGGUCUUGUACGAUUUUUUUUUUAUAUAAUAGUAUUUUUCAACGGUACAAAUAUACAAUAAUAGCGCGUAUAUAUGAAUGCUGUGUUUGUGAUGUAUAUAUAUAUAUAUACACGAGUACCUACACCUAAAUGCGUAUACACUCAUCAAUAGUAUAUUUGUUCAGAUCUCUAAAUAUAUAUUAUAUCCGUUUCGUUAAGUUUUUUCGAACACCCAGGGGGAUCGUAUUUCUUUGCGUACCUAUAUAAGGUAAACAAAUACCGCGCAGAACAAAGUCACAUUUGUAUAGGUACAAUUACAAUAUCAAUAUAUUACUAUGCAAUAGGUAUAUAUGUUACUGACUUUAAACAAAAUAUUAUGUGGGUGAUACACUUUUAAUCUAGAUGAUGGGUAAGAAAAUCGUUUUUUGAUUUUCCUUGUAGAUUUUAAUAAUCGAGCAUAAUCAAAAAAAAAGGGUGUACGAAAAAAAUGUUUUAUUAUUUUCAAUUUUAUUUUUUGUCGUAAUUCAGUUUAAAAGAUUCGUAAACUUGAAAUUUGAUAUAAACCUUUACUUCCUUUUCAAGACGUGGUAAAAGUUUAAAAUCGUUUUAACCAUUUUUGAGUUAUUUAUAGAUAUUUAAAUUUUGCGUAUUUUACGUAAUUUUUAUUUGGUAGGUAUUUUGCCAAUAAUAUUAUUUGACCAAACAAAAAUGCUUGAAAAUUUAAGAGGAGGUUCGUUAUGAGUUUUACUUAGUGGGUUAAGUGUACAAUAUGUAAUUUUUUUUUAUAUAAGAAUUUUUAUAUCAAAUUUUGAGAAGAAUCCUAAAUAUUACGGCGUUUCAAAACAUGUAUAACCGAUAUCUAUUCCGAAUCGUUUUUCGUUUUAAAUGGUUUAUUGUUACAUACAGAUAUGAAUUAAAUAAAUUGAUAUAACUUACCUUCCCAACUUCUCACCUACAACACUGACAACACUCGUCCCCAGUAUUAGCUCUUUUUUUUUAUAUUUCAAUACAUCUAUCAUAAGGUAGAGAACUAAAACCCUUUAGCCCCCCCCCCUUGUAUACGUCAAAUAUUAUUGUUAUUAUUAUUAAUAAAUGUUUUUUUUUCUGUUCAUAAUAGGUGAUACAUUGUUCUGGUUAUUUAAAAGUGAGACAAUACCCCGGAUUAGAAACUGUCGGUCUAGUUGCGGUUGGACAUUCGUUACCUCCGCACGCGAUUACUGAAAUCAAAUUGCAUUCGAAUAUGUUCAUGUUCCGAGCAAGUUUAGACUUGAAACUCAUAUUCUUAGAUGCCAAGUAAUUGAUCUUUGAAUAAUUUUUUUAUCAAAUUUAGUGGAAUAGGGCUAUUAAUUUCAUUUGGAUAAAUAUAAAAAUAACAUAAAUCGUUUGCAAAACGAUACACUAUAUUGUUAAUACACUAUGAUUGCCCAGGAACUUUAAAUUUUAAGGUAUUUCAUCCAUAAAAAUGAAAGCAAGCUUCCUUCAAAAAUAUAUAUAUAUUUUUUUUUUACAAACAAUGAUUAGUUUUUAUUUUAAAUACAUAUAUGUGUAUAAUAUUGAUAUAUUUUAUGUGUAUUCACAUUAUAUUGACAAUGGAUAUAUUUCUAUUAUUACAGCGCACACCCUUUGUUUGACGAUACCUAUUUUUUUUUUUGUUUUUUAACAUCAUAUCACUGCGUGCUAUAAUGUCAGUACGGUAUUUUAUUUCAUAUCGUUAUUAAAUUACAGAGUGUCUCAACUGACAGGAUACGAACCACAAGACUUAAUAGAAAAGACUCUCUAUCAUUAUAUACACGGUAAUGAUAUUCACAACAUGCGCAUUGCUCACCAUACCCGUAAGUAUUGUAUAUCAUAAUUUCAUAAUUUGUUAAAAAAAAUGUCUUUUUCUGUUAAACGGUAAUUUGUUUAUUUUAAAUUAUAUUUAUAGUGUUAUUAAAAGGCCAAGUCACCACGAAAUACUAUAGACUGUUGGCCAAAGACGGCGGAUGGGUUUGGGUGCAAAGCUAUGCCACUAUAGUUCAUAACAGUAGAUCUUCAAGACCUCAUUGUAUAGUUAGCGUUAAUUACGUACUUAGGUGAGUACCUAUAAUCGAUGGGCAAUAUUAAGUUACAAACUAUUAUAUUAACAUGUGGUAAAUUAGCAGAAAAUCCCUAUAAUUAUCUCGUUGACAAAGAAAAAUAAUUAAUUUUAAUCAAAUCCUAUAUUUUGAUAUUUUAUUUAUAUUUAAAAAAAAUAAAUUACUAUAACUACUCAUGACUUCUCCAACAAAGGUGAAACAGAUUCGAUUUCCAAAAAUUUCCAAGAAUAUUUUGAGUAUAAUAAACAGAGCUCGGAUUUUAAAUCAUUUGUUAAUUAUUAUUGGAUACAGAUAAAAAUAGUAGAGUGUGCUAUACAUCUUUAUUUUAUGCACCAAGGACUCCACAGAGAAAAUUGUAUAAUACCAUUUUUAAAUAUUUGAAGCAUUGUGUUAAGGACAUAUUGUAGUGCAUAUUUCAGUAAUUUUAACUGCUAUACAAUCUGAGCCCUGAUGGUUAUAGAGAACUGUCAAAAACAGUUUUUUAUUUAAGAAUUUAAAAUAUUCAAAAAGAUGUGUCUCAUCAGUUGGAUACCGUCAGAUUGUCUAGUUAUUUUUAAUUGAAAUUGUUUAGUAACUAUAUUAGUUAUACUGCAGUUAUAAAAAGAAGGACAUACUUUGCACGACAGGUGAGCCACUGUUUUAGGUAAGAAGUUGGGAAGGUAGGAUAUAGAGGGGAAUUUAAUUUAUAGUUGUACGCAACGAUAAACCAUUGCUUACGAAAAACGAUUUGGAGCGAAGUUUCUUUUAUAAAUGUACGACGUACGUACAUUUUCCUGUUUUUCUACGUUUUUCCCCGUUUUUUUUUUUCAAUUAUUAUGAAAACCGCUUGGAAAAUUAAAAAUUGACCUUCUUAAAGUACCGACUAAAUAUAAUUUGCUUUUAGCUACAUUUGAAAACCGGAGCAAGAUUUCUAGUAGAAAAGUUGCUCACAGAAAAAAUAAAUAAAAAUAAACAUCAUUUAAAACCAAUACAUUAAUUUUUGCUACACUCAAAAUCUAAAAAUUCUUACCAUAUAUUUGUGAUUCGGUUUUACUUAUGUGUUUGAUUAAGACAACCGUUGGACAAAACCUCCGAUUAUAAAACAGUCCAAAAUUAUUCCUUAUCAUUAUACUUAAGUUAUAACCAAUUUGGAAAUCCACGAGAUGUAUCUUCGCAAAUACAUAUAUAAAUUUAAAAAUUAGAAUUAUUUUGGGAAUUCUAGGAUAAAUUCCACAGGUACAAAUAAAAAACCGACACACAUCAUAGUAAAACUAAUACAUUCCUCUCUCCGUUCUGAAUCUUAAAACGCGAAGUCCCAUAGAGCGCGAGGCCUUUGGUGGGUGCUCAGUUGACUCCUCUCUUCCGCCAGCCCUUAAUUCAUAGGCACAACUAGACCACCAACAUUAGGGGUGCUAAAGUUAUAGACACAUCACAGACCCAUGGGGAUUUGGGAGUAUUUUUUCUCCACAAUUCCCUUUACACGAAACCUAUAAUAAGAAAAUACACAUUUCAUUUAUUAACAGUUUUAUAUAAAAAUGAAAUAGCUUUUUUAUUUUAUUUUUUACACACGCGUCGUAUGUAGGUAUUCUAUAUUUUGGUCUACUUAUUAUUAUGAAAUACAGAAUGGUUAAAAUAUUUAGUUGAUACUAUAAAAAAGCUUGUUAGUUUAUUUUUUAGGAGUGAUAAUUUUAUACGUAGGGCUGCUGAAGACCCCCUUACAUCGUAUUUGUACCUAUGCACGCUAUAAAUAACUAUACUUAUUAGAUUACUUAUAGUAAUAAUUAUUAUAAUUUAUUUUAUACGUUUUUUUUGUUUUUUAUAGUGAGUCUGAGGUGAAAGAUGUGUGUCUAUCCGUAAGCAACAACAGUUGCGUAGCGUCACAGAACGGUAAUGAAGACACGACGACGACGACGACAGUUCAAAACAAACCUGUCAAAACACAGCAAAAUCAAAGACAAUCAAAUCAAAACCACAGAUAUCAUAGGCCUCCGACGGUGGUGACCGACGAAGAGUACAGUGAUUCGAGUGGUGGACUUUAUAACGACUUCGUAAGCAAUAAUAGUGUAAGUGCAGUUUUUAAUAAAUCAAUAAACUUAUUUUCGUUAAACCCAGCGAUUAAAAAUGAUAUUUCUUUUAGAUUCUAAGCCAUGCGAGGAAUGUAUUGGUUUUAUGUUAUAUUUGUUUUUUUUUUCUUUUUUUUAUCUGUGAAUAACUUUUCUACCAAAAAUGUUGCUUCGAUUUUCAAGUGUAGUAUUUUUCUAGAAGGAAAUAUAACUGGCAUAGUACUUAUUGAGAAAGUCAUUUUUUGAUUUUCCAAGGAAUUUUCAUAAUGAAUGGAAAAAACCGGAAAACACUUUAGAAAAUCGCGAAAACGUACGAAAUGUGUUGUUUUCAAUUUUGUUUUUUGUUGUUAUACAGUUUUUGUAGUGACUUAAAAACACAACUUGAAACACACUUUAAAAUAUUUUAGCCAUUUUUGAGCUAUUUAUAGAUAUUUUAAUUUUGCUAGUUUUUACGUAAUUUGUAUUCGAUAGGUAUUCUGUAGAUAAAAUUGUUAGGUUAGGUAAGGAGGUUUAUUAUAAGUUGACUUUUGUGGUCAAUAUAAACAAAUUGAGUAUAAUGAAGAAUAGUAUGAGUAGCUAUAGUAGAAUUUUGCUAUAAAAAUUUUAGUUUCAGAUUUUGACAUCGUAAAUAUUACGGCCUUUCAAAACAUGUAUAACCGAGCUCCUCCCACAAUCGUUUUUCGUUAGCAAUGAUUAAUUUUUAUGUACAUAUACUAUAUACAUACAAUUUCCCCUCUACGUUCCCAAAUUCUCAUUUACAACAGUGGCCCACCCAUCGUGCGAAGUAUAUCCAUUUGCUUUUUCCUUCUUUUUCUUCGGUAGUUGGAUUUGAAACGUCAAAAUCAUUUAUGUAACCUUAUGUAUUUGUAUUUUUUUUUCAAAGAUUCCCGGUUUUCUAUAUUUUGCAACAUUUCCGCUACUAACCUGAUUCUUGUUAGACCUUUGAUUUACUAAAUAAAUCGGCCAGGAAGACAUCAUUUUUCCUUUUCUCUUGCACUUUUUCUCGAAUUUUUUUUUAACCAUCUUUUUUUAUAAUAUGGUCAACCAAAUAUGUAUUUGAACUAGUAUUAAUGGGAAAAGUCGUCUAUUUUCAAGGGAGGAUAUUUAAUUUAUCUAAUACUGAUUAAUUUAUUCUACAAGCCAUCCAUAGGAUUUAUAACAUUGUUCUACAUACGAUAUUAUUUUUAACAAUUCUGUUAUUUACUAGAAGACUGAUUAUUGUUUUUUUUUUUGCAUUAAAUGUCUUUGAUUCUGAACCAUGUAUCGUUAUGGAAAAGAUCUGCGUUUUCAACAGAUAUUUCUUUGUGUCUUUUUUUUCUGUUAUGGCCAUUACAUAUCCUAGACAAGUAAGUAUUUACUGCCUUGGCCAUUCCCUAAAGUCUACAUUUGUAUUUUCUCAGAAUGUCUAAUACGAAAUAAUAUAAUAAUAAGGCUAUAUUAUUUUAAAAUGCCAACAAAUUUAGUAGUUUAAGAAGCUUACAUAUUUUGCUCACGUCUUGGAGUUAUAAUAUCAUAAUAUUUUUGUGUUUGCAGGAACCGCCACAGCCAUUGGUAAACGGCGGUGCAGGCCAUCACCACCAUCAUCAUCACCACCAUCACCCCCUGAACAUGGUAGCGCCGAACAUGUAUACGGGUGAAGAGUACAUUUACCCGGACCUAUACUAUCCUUAUGACCAGUCGUGCAACCGACCGUACAGCUCGGGCUCCAGUUGCUCCAGCUCGAAUGAGAGCGACCGCAUGCUGGCGCAUCAGGCCGGCGGCGGCGGUUACACGCCGCCCACGGCCAUGCUUAUGUCGGUGGCCGGCCACGACACGGACCAACACGGAUCGACCGCGGCGACCGUGGCAUACCAAGCACUCGCUCCGGCGGGCGCCGCAGUGCCAGUAGCCGCCUUAGGUCACCACCACCACGGAGUUAUAGUCGACAAUACACAUUACACCGUUGUCAACGAGUAUGUACAUUGAGAUCGCGGUGGCAGUCUCCCCUGUCGCGGGACGAUACUCGUUUUAGUGUGGGUUGCGCCUCACCCACCGAGAAGCUCGUUCCUAUAUAAUAACAUUAUCGAAUACUUCGGUUGCGCGCGACAAGAAUAAAAUACCUAUUAUAAUGAUUUUUUUAAAAAAAGUAUGAUGCAAUCGGACGCAAUAAAUGGUUGUGAUUGGACGACGAUUAUCGGAUCGUGAAUUUUUGUUUUUAUCCCGUAAAAUUUUUUUUAUUAUUGUAUCAUAUUAAAUCCGUUAUAAUGCUGUAUUAACGUUGAUACCAAUAAGGACCUAUAUAAUACAAUAUAGACUUAGAUUUCUACUUUGGUUAAAGAUUAUAUUUUAUGCACAUAAAUAUAUAAUGUAUAUAUAUAUAUAUAUAUAUAUUAAUAUGUUACCGAAAAUACUGAUAAUAUUUAGGAAAUCAUGUUAUUAACUAGUAGGUACCUAUACCUACUAUUGUUAUCAUUUCUGUAGUUUAUUGGGCAAUGAUAUUGAGACCUUUAUACUUAUCCAUUAGAACAGAAAUAAAUCUAUUCAAAGCCUGCAAAUAAUUCGAUUUUAGGACCUUUGUUUGUUAAUAAGAGCAAUAAACAAUUCUAUAAGGACUGAAAUAAAAACAAAAUAUAUUUUAUUUAAAAUUUGUGAAGAUAAUCAAUACUGGAUCAUUUUGAAAAAAACAACUCUACAUCAAUGGUGGUUUUAAUAGGGGCACGAAAAUGGUUGCUUUAUGGGAGACUUGGGAGCAUAGCCCCCCAAUCGCUCGCCAAGUCCUCGAAUAUUUUUUCAGAUAAAGCUCCCUUUAUAUUUUCCAGGAAAGCAAAUAUAAAAUAUUAUAUCUGCCAUUGAGGAGUGACUUUAAAUAUCAACCCCUUUCCCGGGGGGACAUUUAAGGGGGAAAGUAUACACCUCAAAUUACAGUAUCAUGCAUUGGCUCGACCAACCUAAUUAAAACAUAUGACACAUGUAUAAAUGUAUUAAAUAAAUAUAGAUACGUAGAUAUUUUAAACAAGCAAUUUAAUAUUAAACGAAAACAAAUAUUAUAUAUAUUUAAUAUUUAAUUUAAAAAGUCAUAUUAUUGAAGUACAAAAUUUAUAUUUCUUUUUUGAGGAAAAUUUUUUUGCAAAUUCAAUUAAUAUAACUUCAAUUAAUAAUUAUAUUUUAUUUAUGGUUCGAUCUUUUAAAUUAAUUGUUACAAGUGCCAACAUUCAUUGUAUACCGAAUGUAAAUAGAUUGCUAAACAUGGUAAAAAGAAAAUAAAUUACAAUCCUUUAUUUUAUUUGAGACUCAUCAGCCUUUUCAGCCACUUUUGUAUUAUUAUAACCGCUAUCUGUGUAAUAUUAGAAGCCAAGGGGGAGGGGCGAUCGGGGCUAUUACCCUCCCUCUAAAAACCGCCUCUGCUCUAUAUACAUACUAUAUUAAUCUGGAUUAUAAAAAUAUAAUCAUACACUUACUAAAUACCGGAUUUCAUAAUAUAAUUCUAGCCAACAUUCCCUACUAUAAUUAGGAAAUUAUAACAAGUACUAGGCAAUGAUAUCAUUCCCUUACUGUAUUAAGAAUUGUUAUAAUUUCCUAGGAAUUGCCAAGUUUUCUAAUUUUUGUCAAACAUUUUCGGUAACAUAUAUUAUGUAUAUAACCGAAGGAACAAUAUACUCAUUGAGGGCCAAAUUAUUUCAAUGAAUCGUGGUGAAUAAAAUCAUAUGAUUUUGAUGUAUGAAUGUAUGAUGGUAUAGAUCACUUUCAACGCCAACGUAUAUGGACUGGAUACCUAAUUUUCAAUUUUAUUUUCUCAUUCCGCAGUCCGGUUUCAUUCGUCCAAUAUCGAUCAGUUUGCAUAAAAAAAUCGCUGAAAUUGCAUAGAAAAUCGGCACGUGCUUGCUAGUUAAAAAUUCUUCAACCCCAUCUAUAUUUUUUUUUAAAUAAGUAAUUUAUUAUAUUAUAUACAAUAAUAGGUGCCUAAUAAAUUAAGAGAUUUAUUUGAACUCAAUUGACUAAAAAACUUAACUCUAAAACCACCCAAAGUCUCAAUUACUACAAUAGAUACAAUGUAUAUAAAUAUAUAUAUAUAUAUAGAUAAUUAUCAUAAAUUGAUAGUACAAGGCUAUGUAAGUAUCAAUAUUCUUAGUUUAUCAAAAUUAUAAUUUUUACAAUGUUUUCUAUGGAAAAACAGUAAAUUAAUUUUUGUUGUGUGUACCUGAUUAGGUACCUAACCUAGACAUUUAUUUGAGAAUUAUUUAAUAAUAUUCUAAAUCAGACCAAUUUUUUCACUUGGCCCUUAAUAAUAUCCGCAUUACGUGUAUUAUACAACAAGGUGAUGAGUACCUAUGGCAAAUGUUUAAUAUUAUAUAAAAUGCUUUUAAAUGUUCUUAUCACCUCGCAUAUAUAUUAUGUAUUUCUAUAAAAUAUAUAAUUUAAAUACUAAGUUUACAUCAAUUUUGUAUAAUAUAUUAUAGAUAAGUAGAUUUACUUAUUUCUGUUAACUCUGUAGCGUAUUCAGUGGUGACAACUAUAGUGCAGAGGGUAUAAUUUUGAAUUCGAUUGGAAUCGUUUUUAAAAUAUACUAAGUCUAAGACUUACCAGGUACUGAUAAAAUAGUAUACAUUUGAAAUAAAAUAUAAUUUUCAAAUGUAUAAUAUUUUAUAAAAUUAAGAAUACCCAGAGACACUAGGUAAUAAUUAAUUUGAGAACGUCUCAAAUAGUUGAACUUAGUUCUCGCUACCACGGUGAAUAUUUAAUAUUUAUUUAUACAUGUUUACUUUAUUAUUAUAAUAUUUAUAAUAAAAUGGUAAAUUAUAUAUUAUUAUAUAAGAAAAUAAAUAGAAAUAUAUUUAAAGAAUUUAUUACGAAUAUUAUGGAAUUUAAUUUUGUUUAGGUUAUUAUACGCAGGUUGUUUGUAUUAUAAUUUGUACUGUCUAAAUUUGUAUUAAAAUAAAUUAUUGAUCUAUGUAUAA